This is a messenger RNA of Microdochium trichocladiopsis, 64595 nucleotides long. RefSeq lists its product as uncharacterized. Bases 1 to 64515 code for a protein of 21504 amino acids. Gene Ontology annotation, molecular function: catalytic activity; phosphopantetheine binding; protein binding. Gene Ontology annotation, cellular component: cytoplasm. Lineage: Eukaryota; Fungi; Ascomycota; Sordariomycetes; Xylariales; Microdochiaceae. The record is from RefSeq and is a predicted model, not a curated record. Gene Ontology annotation, biological process: secondary metabolite biosynthetic process; amino acid activation for nonribosomal peptide biosynthetic process. The transcript is spliced from 8 exons.
AUGGCCAAAGCUGUCAGAUCCAUGUACGUGGGUCCUGGGAAGCCCCACGUUGCUGCAAGUGGCAAGGGUCGGAUGCUCCCGCUGGGGCGGUUGAAGAAACGCACGGCCGUGGUCACGACACAAGACAUUACGGGUGGCGAUAAGUACCCUGACUGUGCGUAUCCUGGUCAAUCACAGUACCACAUCCACACAGGCUCGCCCACUGAACGAGAUUGCACAACAACAGACAUGUUUUCAUCAAAUUCUACAAUGGAGCAGUUUCUGCUCAAGGACGCGGCCGUGAGGCAAGCACGCGUCUUGAAUCUCUCGACAGACAUCCAAGAGGAUGCGAAAUGGGUGGUUGCGCUGGCCCUGAACGAGACGGCAGCGCCGGCCGGGGACGAGGAGACCUCGGCGAUUGUGAAGCGCCUCCGCAAGGCCUCGCGACGCCUCUGGCACGAGGCCAAUGCCGGGACCAAGGUUCCGAGCACCUGGGUCGUGGUGGACGACAUUGACGACGACGAAUCGCUUACCCAGCAGCUCGCAAGGCUGGGCGUCACUUCUUCCGACAAUCCUACGCAGCGAACCCUCCGAGCCGUCAUCGCCGACGUCCUGAAUAUCCCCAUUGCCGACGUGGCGCUGGAUUCGUCCUUUGCCAAGCUCGGUGGUGACUCGAUUCGUGCCGUCGAGGUGCUGUCCAGGUGCCAGGCGGCCGGGCUGGAACUCAGAGUUCGCGAGAUUGUCGGCGCCGCGAGCAUUGCCGAGCUGGCAGAGCUCGCUCGUCGCAAAAGUGCGGUUUCUUCGCAACAGGCGGCCGCUCGUCCCGCUGCGGAUGUGGCUCGGCCAGGCGCGUUGUCGCCGAUUCGCGGCCUUGCGCAUUGGAAUCUCCGAGAGCGGGACCUCGAUGCCGAGCAUCGCGAGUCCUACCGCUUCUCGCUUUCAAGCCAGGCUGCGGCUUCGGCACGCAAGAUCCGCGAUAUCUCGUCUUUGCAGGCCGUCUUCGUCACUACGGUCCAGCAGUCGUUCUGCAAGACCUUUGGUGGAGUUGACGAGCCGGUGGCCGUCCAGUCGGAACAGGCGACGCUGACCUUCAAGAUUCCCUCCCAUAAUGCCGCUCAGCAAGCCAAUCCCGAUAGUUUCAGGUUGGCCGUCAGAUGUACCAAAGAUGCUGUGGCGUCGGCUCGUGACGACAAGGUCGCGACCGUCGCUCUUGGCACGGAACUCUGCAUCACUUGCGACAUCGGUGGACAGGGGUCUGCCAUUGAAACCCCUGUCGCCACCAUUAAAGGCGUGGCAUCGUCGUCUAUCUUCAAUAUCAAGAUCGAUGCCAACGACCACCGGGUGGAUAUCUCCUUCGACUACCCAUUGGCUCUCAAGCAGAAUGUGCAGCAGCUCCAAGAAUGGUUCGAGAGCUGCCGCAACCUGCUCGAGACCGAGCCAUCACGUCUCGUCACCAAGUCUGGCAUCAUAUUGUCGCUUGGCGACUUUCCCAACUUGACACUUUCGCAUGACGAGCUUGAUGCAUUUUCCCAAGGCAUUGAAGAGGUUGGCCUUGACAAGAUCCAGAGCGUAUACCCCACGACACCACUCCAGGACGGUAUUCUGCUGUCUCAAGUGACAUCGUCCGAUGUCUAUCGUAUCUCCUGCGUCUUUGAAGUGUCCAGUCGAACAGCAGCCACGCCCCUCGACCUGGCGCGUCUGCAGGCGGCAUGGAACGACGUCGUAGCCCAGCACGCGGCCCUGAGGACCGUGUUUGUCCCCAGCGCACGUGGCGGUGCCAUGUUUGAGCAGGUCGUCCUCCGCAACACCGCCGCCGAGCUUGCCUACUGCGGCAAGUUCGCCAACAGCGACGAGGUCGUCGCGGCCCUCGAGGGUCUCGACGAGGCCUUGUUCGUCAAGGACCAGCCGGCCCACCGGCUGGCUGUGGGUGAGACUGCGGACGGGCGUGCCUACUGCAAGCUUGAGAUCAGCCACGCUGUGAUUGAUGGCAUCUCUGUCUUCCACCUCUUCACUAGCCUCUCGCGCGCCUAUAGCGGGCAGAAGCCUGAGGAGGGCCGCGCUGACAUGGAACAGUUCAUCGCCUAUCCGCAGUCCAAGGCCAUGGAGGCGCAGAUGGACUACUGGAAGACGCUUUUGCUGGACGUCAAGCCAAGCCUCUUCCCCACGCUGACUGACCAAGUUGCGAGCACGCCGACCAAGAUGGAGAGCGUCUCGGCCAGGAUUGCGUCGCCGAUGGUCCGGGACUUUUGCAAGACCCAUUCGAUUACCGUCGCGGCGCUCCUCAAGGCCGCCUGGGCAAUUGUCCUCCGCGGGUACACCAUGACUGACGAUGUUUCGUUCGGCUACCUGUCCGCCACGCGCGACCUUCCGCUCCCCGGGAUGGCCAGCAUGAUCGGACCACUGAUCAACAUGCUCAUUUGCCGUAUCGACUUUACCGAGGGCGGCAGCGGAGUGCAAAGCGGACAGGAGCUGGUGAGACAGCUCAUGGCCCAGCUCGGCGACAGCAUGGAUAACCAGGAUGUGUCGCUGGCUGAGAUCCAGCACGCGGUUGCCCCGGGCACCAGGCGACUCUUCAACACGCUCCUAUCGGUCAUGUAUGCGAUGCCUGAAGACAAGAGGCCCGAGAGGGAGAUUGAUGUCAAGUUGAGAGCCAGUCACGCUCCUACCGAGUACGACAUUACUCUGAACAUCGAGAUCGGCCCGGCAGAAUUGACAGUGGCUGUGGACUACUUUGGCACCGUCAUGACGCGAGCCCAGGCCACCAGCCUCGGUGCAUGCUUUGUGCACGUAGUCAACAGCCUUGUCCACGACCCCGUCAGCAGCAUCUCGGCUAUUGACAUGGUCAGCAACACCGACUUGGCCAGGAUGACUGCUGCACAGACAUUGCCUCCUGCAACUCAUGCCUGCACGCACUGGAAGAUUAUGGAGCAGAUCCGCUUGAGGCCCAACGAGGCCGCCGUGGUGGCAUGGGAUGGUGACCUCACCUACACAGAGCUCGGCGCGCACGCCUUCCGCCUCGCGUCCAAGCUCCAGCAGCUUGGUCUCGGGCCAGAGGAUCUCGUGCCCGUAUGCUUCCACAAGUCCAAGUGGGCAGCAGUUGCCAUGGUUGCGGUACAGAUGGCCGGCGCCGCUUUUGUUCCCCUGGAUCCAGGGGCGCCGAGACUGCGCCUGCAGAGUGUUCUGGCCGACACCUCGGCUACCGUGGCCCUCGUGGGAGCCUCGAGCUCGUCCAAGCUUGUCGACAUGGGACUGGACGUCCUCACCGUCGACGAGGACCUGCUCACUGCUCUGCCCACUGUUGAGGAGAGCGGUGUCACCGCCUCGGCGGCAGUCCGACCAGACAAUGCAUCCGUCAUUCUCUUCACGUCUGGCAGUACUGGCCGCCCCAAGGGCAUCGUCAUGCAGCACAAUGGUUUCUGCUCGACAGCCGAAGCAUACGGCACCGCGCUUGGCGUUGGACCGGGCACGCGUGUCCUCCAGUUCUCGUCCUACACCUUCGACAUUGGCGUGCUCGAUGUGCUCGUCACCUUGAUGCGUGGCGGGUGCGUGUGCAUUCCGUCCGAGGAGGCCCGCGUCAACGACCUCGCCGGCGCCAUCAACAGCCUCCGGGCCAACUGGGCCCUCCUCACGCCGACCGUGGCCGACCUCCUCUCUCCCGCCGAUGUCCCUGGGCUACAGACUCUCGCGCUCGCAGGCGAGGCCGUGACCAAGGGCGUCGUCGACAAGUGGAAGGGCCACGCCGCCACGGCCGGCGCCAACAACUCGUUCCACGGCAUCUACGGCCCGGCAGAGGCCUCGACGUGCGCGUGGAACGCCAGCCUAGGUACGUCCUCCAAGUCUACUAACAUCGGCACACCCCUCGCAAGCGCGUUCUGGGUGGUCAGUCCCACCAACAGCAAGCAGCUCCUCCCCGCUGGCUGCAUUGGUGAGCUGCUCGUUCAGGGGCCCAUGCUUGCGCGAGGAUACCUCACGCACGACCCCAAGGCCUCUGCCAACUGGGUCGAGAAUGUGCCGUGGUCGUCGUCAUCGUCGCCGUCCUCCCAGGCAAGCCGGGGCUACCUCACUGGUGAUCUGGUGCGCCUCAACGACGACGGGACGUUUACGUACAUUGGCCGCAAGGACACACAGGUCAAGCUCCACGGCCAGCGUAUCGAGCUCGGCGAAAUUGAGACACACCUGCACGAGGUCUUGCCGAGUGGCCUGACCGGUAUGGUGGAUGUACUUACUACUCACAAUGACAGCAACACCGCCGGCAAGGGCCAGAAGCUGCUCUCUGCGUUCAUCUGGACCAAGCAGCCGGCUAGGACUGAAGGAGGGGACAAGCAGCAGCAGCCUCUCAGACUCGUCGAGCAGCUGUCUUCGGAAGACCGGCGCCUGACUGGCGGGUUGAGAACUACACUGGGCCAGCGACUGCCAGGGUACAUGGUCCCGACCGUGUACUUUGUGCUCGCGGGCCAGCCAAAGCUCACCGUCUCGGGCAAGGUCGACCGGAAGCAGUUUGCCAGUCUUGUGUCUGCGGAGAAGGACAUCAACACCCUGCUUAUGGCCUCCUCUCCUUCUGACUUUGCAUCCGACUCCUCCCUCGAUCAGCCGCUCACCGACACCGAGACUCAGCUGCAAGAUGUCUGGGCGCUUGUCCUGGCUCGCCCAGCUCCCCAGAUCGGUCGAGACGACAGCUUCCUCGAGAUUGGAGGUGAUUCGAUUGGUGCAAUCCAGGUCGUGACGGCUGCUCGUCAGGUCGGCCUCCAAGUCACCGUGCAGCAGAUCUUUAGCGACCCGCGGCUGUCCGCCGUUGCGGCCAAGGCUACCCGCACUGCCCAGGCAGCCGACAGCCUGGCCGCUGCAGCGAGACAACCGUUCAACCUCCUCCCGGCCGAGGUUGACCACGAGGCUCUCAAGACCUACAUCUCCGCCGAGUGUGCUCUCGACAACACCGCACAAGCCAUUGAGGAUGCGUACCCUUGCACGCCGCUACAGGAAGGCCUGAUGGCUCUAGCCGCGAAGCAACCCGGCUCGUAUAUUGCCAAGCACGUGUACGAGCUUGCCGAGAGGGUAGAUCUUGAUGGCUUCAAGGCCGCGUGGGAGCGCACCGUUGAGUCCUGCGCCAACCUGCGCACCCGGAUCGUCUUGUACAACGGCGUAUCUGUGCAGGCCAGCAUCCGCGAGUCCGCAGAGUGGGAGGAGACAAGCCUGUCGUCAUCGGAUCUCUCCGCCGUGCUCGACGAGACCAAGGGGGUCGACAUGCAGUACGGAUCUCGCCUGUGUAGGUAUGCCCUGGUCGACACGGGGGUCUCGGGUCCUCGAUACUUUGUCCUGCUCAUCCACCAUGCCGUCUUUGAUGGCUGGAGCAUGAGCCUGAUGCUCGAGACCUUGCAGACCCUGUACGAUGGUGGCAGUGCGCCUGUACUGGAGCCAUGUUCGGCCUUUGUCGAGUACACCAGCCGACCUAACCCCGGUGCCGCCACUUACUGGGCUUCGCAGCUUGAGGGAGCACAGCUUGCAUCGUGGCCGCGCCAGGAACGUGACCGCAUGGCCGAGACGACACAAGUCCUCGAGACCACGAUGGAUCUGCGUCAGUUGAGCAACAAGUCAUCUGUCACCAAGGCCACGCUCCUCCGGGCCGCGUGGGCUUUGGUCCUGGCGAGAUACUGCGACGCCGAUGAUGUGUGCUUUGGUGUUGCCGUGUCUGGUCGCCAGGCUCCGGUUCCUGGAAUCGAGAGAAUGGCCGGCCCUGCAGUCGCUACUGUGCCCGUGAGGGUCAAGAUGGACCAACGGCAAUCUGUAGGCAAUUUCCUGCGGGCUCUGCAGACUCAAGCCACCGACAUGACCGCCUUUGAGCAGUACGGCUUGCAGAACAUUGCCAAGCUGAACGCUGCCGCAAAGGAGGCCUGCGACUUUACGAGCCUGAUGGUUAUUCAGCCUGCCAAGCUCGUAGAGGACAUGAACGGCAGUGGUGGGCUGUUCACGACGACCGGCCUUGACGCCUACAAGGUCGACGGGUCUCUGGACGGCUACUUCAGCUACCCUCUUGUGGUGCAGGCUGUCACGCACGAGAGCUACGUCCAGCUCAUGCUCAUGUAUGACCCUGCCGUGGUGCCGGACAGCCAGGCUGAGGCUCUCUCCCAGCACCUGAACCACACAGCACAGCAGCUCUUUGACGAGGAGCUGCAGCACGAGGCUCUCUCGUCCGUCAGCAUCUCUGGACCCUGGGACCUCGGCCAGGCAAUCGAGUACAACGGCGAGGAUCCUGAACCCCUCCACGCCUGCGUCCACCAGCUGAUCGAGCGCCAGGCCCGUGAGCGACCUGACGCUAUUGCGAUCCGGGCUUGGGAUGCCGAGCUGACGUACGCCGAGUUCAACGCCGCGGCAAACCGUCUGGCUUCCAGAAUUGCCCGAGACGGAGCUGCAGGCGUGGGAGAUUUGGUUCACGUCUGCUUCGAGAAAUCGGCUUGGUUCUUUGUGGCCAUGCUCGCAGUGAACAAGGUCGGCGCCGCCUGGGUGCCGCUCGACCCAGGCCAUCCAGAGCAGAGACAGAAGCAGAUCAUCAGCCAGACGGGCGCGACCCUCAUCCUGGCUUCUGAACUACAAGCUUCAAAGUGCCGCAACCUCGUCGAAAAUGUUCUGGUCGUUUCUGCCGUUCUUGACGACACACUACGCAGCGAGGAGGCGUCAGGGGAUGCCAGCCACAAUUUCGUCUCCGCCGUCACGCCCGAGCACGCCGUGUACGUCCUUUUCACUUCAGGAAGUACAGGUGUGCCCAAGGGUCUCGUGAUGCAGCACGGUGCCGUGUGUGCUAGUCAGACGGCCAUUGCAGCCCGCCUGCAGCUUACGCCCGACGUUCGCAUGCUCCAGUUCGCCUCGUUCGUCUUCGAUCUCUGCAUCGGUGAGAUCGUCGCUCCCCUUAUUACUGGAGCCCAGCUCUGUGUUCCACCAGAUGCCACUCGUCUCAACGGCAUUGAAGAGUACAUUACUACAAUGGACAUCAACUGGGCCUUCCUCACCCCUGCGUUCGCCAGGACGAUCCGCCCACAGGACACGCCGAGCCUCGAGCUGCUGCUGCUUGCUGGCGAGGCAGUCGGCCAGGACAUCCUGGAUACCUGGUUUGGCCAUGUGCGUCUCAUCAACGGCUGGGGCCCUGCCGAGACCUGUGUCUUCAGCACCCUGCAUGAGUGGGAAUCAGCUACAGAGAGCCCCCUCACUGUCGGUAAACCUGUCGGCAGCUUCUGCUGGAUCGUCGACGCAGAGGACCAAAGCAGCCUCGCGCCCAUCGGCUGCGUGGGAGAGGUCGUGAUUCAAGGUCCCACACUGCUCAGGGAGUACCUUGCCGAUCCUGUGCGCACCGAUGCCGCCACAGUUACUCCUCUGCCUUCGUGGGCUCCUCAGCUCGAGAACUGGAACCGCUUCUUCAAGUCUGGUGACUUGGCCGUGUACAACAGCGCCGGCGCCAUCGACUUUAUCAGCCGCAAGGAUACCCAGGUCAAGAUCCGUGGUCUCCGUGUCGAGCUUGGCGAAAUCGAGCACCACCUUCAAGCAGCUACAGAGGGAGUCCAUCGAGUAGUCGUUGAUGUGCUCCGCGAUGGGUCCACGGCGACGCUGGUGGCUUUCCUCUGCUUCACAAGUGAGGUCAAGGUGUCGAGCGGUGGUGAAAAGCACACACCCGAGGCGCUCUUUGCUUCGCUGGACCCAGAGCUCAAGGAGAAGCUGGUUGCCGUUAUUGGCAAGCUUGGAGUUGUACUCCCCAAUUACAUGAUCCCCGGCUUGUUCCUUCCAUGCCAAUACCUUCCCUUCAUCGGAUCGACAAAGGUGGAUCGCAACAGCCUCCGGGCUGCUGCUGCUGCGUUGACGAGGGAGUCCCUGUCUGGAUACACCUUGGUCGGCAGCGACAAGCGGGCCAUGGCCAGCGCUCAAGAGAGCAGCAUGCAGGCAGUCUGGGCCAAUGUCCUCAAGAUCUCGCCAGAGCUCAUUGGCCGCGACGACAGCUUCUUCCGCCUGGGUGGUGAUUCCAUCAGUGCCAUCGCGCUCGUCACUGCGGCUCGCGAGGCAGGGUUCUCCCUGACAGUGCACGACAUCUUUGACGACGCCCGCCUGCUCGCUGUGACGGCCAAGGCCGUGCAGAAUCAACAGGAGGAAGUCUACGACGUUGAGCCCUUCAGCCUGCUUCCGGAUGCCGAUCUGGAGCAUCUGAGAGACGCCGCGGCGCGCGAAUGCAGCCUCGUUUCUAGCCAGGAGAUCGAUGAUGCCUAUCCUUGCUCGUCGCUCCAGGAAGGUCUCAUGGCUCUCUCGGUCAAGCAGCCUGGAUCGUACAUUGCCAAGCUCGUCUACCGCCUGUCUGACAAUGUCGACCUCGAUCGCUUUGAGAAAGCUUGGCAAUCCACCAUCGACCUUUGUGCCAAUCUGCGCACCAGGGUCUUCUGGUACCAGGGGCGGUCUGUCCAGGUUGUGGUUCGUGACGAUGUUCCCACGGACAUGCCACGAUACAACAGCCUCAACGACAUGGUCGAGGCGGCCGGCAAGAUCCAGAUGCAGUACGGAACAUCACUCUGCCGAUAUGCCCUGGCCAAGCAGAGUGACGGGCAAGUCUACUUCAUGGUCAUUGUGCACCAUGCCGUUUUUGAUGGCUGGAGCGUGGGACUGAUCCUUGACGCGCUUCGUGGGUUCUACAACGGCGACGAGGUCCCCGUGCUCGAGCCAUACUCGGGCUUCAUCAACUACACUGCUGGGAUCGACGCCGAUGCUGCGGCUGAUUACUGGCGAGAAGAGCUCGCCGGUGCUCAGCAGUCCUCGUUCCCGGCCGUCUUGGGCGCCCAAGGUGCGGUCGACACCACCGCACUGGGUACCACACAGGUGCUCGAGACCACGAUUCCCAUCCCUCAAAAUGGUGGCUCAUCUAUUACCAAGGCCACGAUCCUGCGUGCCGCCUGGGCCAUUGUGCUCGCGCGUUACUGCGACGCCACGGACGUGUGCUUUGGCACUGCGACCUCUGGACGCCAGGCGCCAGUGCCGGGCAUCACCCAGAUGGCAGGUCCGGCCAUCGCGGCGGUCCCGAUCCGCCUUCAGCUCGAUCGUGCUCAGCCCGUGGCCGAUUUCUUGCAACAUGUCCAAGCGCAGGCCGCAGAAAUGGUCGCCUUCGAGCAGUACGGCUUACAAAACAUUGCGGCGCUCUCCGCAGAAGCCAAGGCUGCCUGCGACCUCACGAGCAUGCUGGUGGUCCAGCCCGCGAAGAUCGUGGCCAACCUGACGGGCGAGGCGGACCAGCUGCUGGUUGCAGACGACACGGCAUACAGCGCCGAGUCGUCCCUGACUGGCUACUUCAACUACCCUCUGCUGCUCGAGGCCGUGCCAUACGAAGACCGCAUCGAGCUUAUGCUUGUGUACAACGCCGACGUGGUGUCCCAGAGUCGCAUGGAUGCUCUCUCUCACCACCUCGGCCAUGUCAUCCAGCAACUCGUCGGCGCCACAAAGACCAGCACCUUGGGAUCCAUCUCUGUGGUUGGGCCAUGGGAUGUAGAGCAGGCCAAGCAGCGCAACGGCGACGCACCCGAGAUCAUCGACAGAUGCCUGCACUCUUUUAUCGCCGAGCACGCGCUCAAAACGCCCGAUGCGGUUGCUAUUGAUGCCUGGGACGGACAACUGACCUACUCGGGCCUCAACGCCGCGGCCGACCGUCUAGCUCAUGAGCUGAUGGAUACAUAUGGCGUGGCGACGGGCGACCUCGUCCACGUGUGCUUUGAGAAAUCCCUCUGGUUCUUCGUGGCGAUUUUCGCCAUUAACAAGGCCGGCGCGGCGUGGGUGCCUCUCGAGCCUAGCCACCCCAUCCAGCGCCAGAGGCAAGUCGUCCAGCAGACCUGUGCGCGGGUGGCGUUGUCGUCCCCGCUGCAGUCUUCGCGGUGCUCAGAGCUGGUAUCCCAGGUUGUCAUCGUUAAUCCAAAGCUCGACGAGCAACUUAUCCAGAAACAUGGCCUGGCUCCCAAACCCGCCGGCUCCGGCGUGAGCUCCGACAAUGCCGCUUACGUCCUCUUCACGUCCGGCAGCACCGGCCUGCCCAAGGGUUUAGUCAUGAGCCACCGCUCGCUGUGUACGAGCCAGACGGAGCUCGUGCGACCCCUCGGCAUGACGAGCCGCGAGCGCAUGCUCCAGUUUGCCUCGUACGUGUUUGACAUGUGCGUUGGUGAGACGGUCGGGGCGAUGCUUGUGGGUGCCCAGCUGUGUGUUCCCGCCGACAGCACGCGGCUGAGCGGUCUCGAGAAGUUCAUCGAGGAUCGCGGCGUCACCUGGGCGUGGUUUACCCCCGCGUUUGCCCGCACGCUGCACCCGUCCAGGAUUCCUGGCCUGAAGCUUAUGGUCCUCGCCGGCGAGGCUGUGACUAGGGAUAUCUUAAGCACCUGGGCUGGUCGUAUCCGGCUGAUUAACGGCUGGGGCCCGGCCGAGACCUGUGUCCUGAGCACGUUCCACGAGUUCACCUCGGCCCACGAGUCGCCCAUGACGAUUGGUCGACCGAUCGGAGGGUUCUGCUGGAUCGUGGAUCCGACAGACCCGGCCCAGCUGGCACCGAUCGGGUGUGUCGGUGAAGUGGUCAUCCAGGGCCCGACUCUGCUGCGCGAGUACCUCGCCGACCCCGUCAAGACGGACGCGGCGGUUCUCAAGUCUGCUCUGCCCUGGGCACCUCAGGGGAACCAGCCGGGCUGGAACCGGGCGUUCAAGUCGGGUGAUCUCUGCGUGUACAAUGGCCACGGCUCGAUUGAUUUCGUGACCCGCAAGGACACGCAGGUCAAGAUCCGCGGCUUGCGGGUCGAGCUGAGCGAGGUCGAGCACUACAUUGAGAAGAACAUGCCCGACCUGAAGACGGUUGUUGUUGAUGUCCUGCGCACCGAGUCGUCGGCCAUGUUGGUCGCCUUCCUCUGCUUCAGCGAUGAGGUGCGCAUGUCGUCUCAGGAUGUUCUUCUGCCGUUGGAGACAGAGCUCAGACAGCAGCUGGUCGGCAUGGUCGGAGCUCUGAAUAUCGCCCUGCCUAACUACAUGAUCCCGACCCUCUUUAUCCCUUGUCGCUAUAUCCCAUCCAUCAGCUCGACCAAGAUCGACAGACGCGGUCUGCGCACGGCAGCAGGCGACUUGCCCCGGGAAGUCUUGGCGAGCUACACUCUCGGCGAGACGGACAAGCGGCCCGUGGAGACCGAGGCGGAAGAGCGCAUGCAGGCUGUCUGGGCUGCUGUGCUCAAGAUCCCGACCACCUCGAUUGGCCGCGACGACAGUUUCCUGCGCAUCGGUGGUGACUCGAUUAGCGCCAUCCAUCUCGUCACGGCUGCGCGGGAGGCCGGAUUCCCACUUACGGUGCAUAACAUCUUCUCCGACCCCCGUCUGUCAUCAGUGACGGCCAAGGCCGUAGCCAACGCGGUUGAGGCUAGCCAGGAGGAGGAAGACGUCAGCGCACAGAGCGCGGCACCUUUUGAGCUGCUUCCUGCCGGACAAGAUGUCGAGCAGAUCAAAGCAGUAAUAUCGGAAGUCUGCCACCUCGAUGGUGGUCUGCAAGAGAUUGAGGACGCAUAUCUUUGCACACCACUGCAGGAGGGUCUCAUGGCCUUGGCCGUGAAGCAGCCCGGCUCCUACAUUGCCAAGCGCGUCUAUGAGCUGCCGUCCUCCGUUGACAUGGAGGCUUUCCGCGCUGCGUGGGAAACAACACUCGUCGAGUGCACAAACCUCCGCACGCGCUUCAUACUUCACCAAGGCGUCUCCGUGCAGGCCGUCAUCCGGGAGCCGCCGACCUGGGAGCAAACUGCCGGUCGGACUUUGGUGGCAACCCUGGAGGCACUCGGCGUCGAGGCCAUGGAGUAUGGAUCGCGCCUGUGCCGCUAUGCCCUUAUCGAAGAGGCCGAUAAGUGGUAUUUUGUGAUCGUCAUGCACCACGCCAUCUUUGACGGAUGGAGCAUGGGACUCGUGAUGGAGAGCCUGUGCAGCCUGUACACUGAUGGUACCGUGCCGUCGGUGGUGCGCUGCGCCGACUUUAUCCGCUACGUGGCCAAUAUCGACCGUGACGCUGCUACCGAGUACUGGCGUGCCGAGCUCGCUGGUGCGCAGAAGCUCGCGUUCGUGCAAGACGACAACAACAACGGUAGCAGCAUCGCGACCCGCAAGCCCCUGACCCAGUCGUUCGAGACUACCGCCACGAUUCCCCGCACGCACGGCAGCGACUCGUCCAUCACCCAGGCGACGGUGCUGCGUGCGGCGUGGGCGCUGGUGCUUGCACGGUACGGGGACACGGCGGACGUGUGCUUCGGCUCGACCGUGUCCGGCCGGCAUGCUCCGGUCGCCGGGGUGGAGCGCAUGGCCGGCCCCGCAGUGGCGACCGUCCCCGUCCGGCUCCGACUGGACCCACUCCAGUCCGUCGCCGACUUCCUCGCCGGUGUCCAGGCCCAGGCCGCCGACAUGGUCGCCUUUGAGCAGUACGGCCUGCAGAACAUUGCCCGCAUCGGCGACGACGUCCGCGCCGCCUGCGACUUUGACAGCCUGCUCAUCGUGCAGCCUGCCGAGGCCGUCGCGGCGCCAUACUCCAGCGUGCUGCGGCAAGUUACUUCGGACUUCGUCAACUCGGCCGAGGCGCUCGAGGGGUACUUCAGCUACCCGAUGGUCCUGGAGGCAAUCACUCAUGCCGACUCUGUCAACUUCCUCAUGACGUAUGAUGCCAACAUCAUUCCCGAGGGUCGCAUGCGUGCCUUGGGCCACCACCUCGAGCACGUCGUUUCCCAGCUCAUGACCAAGCAGGACUCUCUGCUUGCGGACAUCUCGGUUGCAGGUACGUGGGAUCGCGAGACCGCGGCCAGCUGGAACACCGCGGCACCGACCUGGGAUGGGGCGUGCAUCCACGACCUCAUUGCAGAGCAGGUUGCCAAGGUCCCGCAGCGUGAGGCCGUCUUCGCCUGGGACGGCACUCUGACUUAUGCCGAGUUGGAUCGCUACUCGUCCGCCCUGGCUGCCCGGUUGGUGCAAUUGGGUGUGGGCCCCGAGUCCAUGGUGCCCAUUUGUGCCGAGAAGUCGAAAUGGGCGAUCAUGGCCAUGGUCGCUGUGCUCAAGGCCGGCGGUGCCUUUGUGCCUCUUGAUCCUGCCCACCCUGUCGGCCGGCGGAAAGCCCUCAUUGAGCAGGUCCAUGCCGAGGUCCUGCUAGUCUCCGCUGCCACAGCAGGGUCUUGUCACGAUCUUGCCAAGGUGGUGCUUGAAAUCUCCUCGGAAAGCAUGGCUGAUAUUCUGGCUUCGCAUGGCGGCUCGACCGUGGUCGCUUCUGGCGUCACUCCUGCCAGCGCCGCCUACGCGAUUUUCACCUCCGGCUCGACUGGUCUGCCAAAGACCAUUACCGUCGACCACUUGGCCCUGCACGCAAGUAUCACUGCAUUGGCAAAAGCCUUUGAUGUCAACGCUGAUAGUCGCGUGCUGCAAUUCUCCAACUUCAUCUUCGACGUCGCCAUCGGUGAGAUCUUCACUACGCUCACGCACGGCGGCACAGUCUGCGUGCCUGCCGAGGAGGAUCGCCUAAGGUCCAUUUCGCACUUCAUACAGCAGGCCAAGGUGUCGGUCGCGUACCUGACCCCAUCUUUCGCCGAUACAUUCUCUCCCGCAGAUGUCCCGACGCUCAAGACGCUGGUGCUCGGAGGAGAAGCCCCUACACGUCGCAACCUUGACGCCUGGUUCGGCCACCUCCGUCUGAUCAACGGCUACGGACCCGCUGAGGCAUGUGUUUAUGCCACGUCGUACGUGUACCAGUCCCUGGCGGACAAUCCUGCCACCAUUGGACGUGGUCUGAGUGGUGACUGCUGGGUGGUGGAUGUCGAUGACUGCCAAAGCCUGACUCCCAUUGGCUGUAUCGGUGAACUGGUCGUUCAAGGAUACUCGCUUGCCCGCGGGUACGCUGGGAAUGCCGAGGAGACAGCGCGAGUGUUCUUGUCUGAUGUCCAAUGGUUCCAGAGGUCGGCUGGUGACGAGCGCCGGUUUUACAGGACCGGUGAUCUGGUCAAGUACAACUUUGACGGCACCCUCCAGUACCUGGGCAGACGAGAUACUCAGGUGAAACUCCGUGGCCAGCGUAUCGAGUUGAGCGCCAUCGACCACAGCAUCAAGAGCCUGCUGCACGGAGUCCAGCAUGUCGCUGUUGACAUCGUCAAGCAUGGCGGCAGGGAAGCCCUGGCCGCAUUUGUGGCCUUCGAGACCGAGGGUCACGAUGAUGGCGAAGCCGACCGUGAGCCUUGCUUGGUUGCCAUCAGCGAGUCGAUGCGUACCGCCUUCUCAGAUCUCGCGGCGGAACUCGGCGCGUUGCUGCCUGCUUACAUGGUGCCGUCGUACUUUAUUACCCUCGACAGCAUGCCCAUGCAGAAAGCAUCACUCAAGCUCAACCGCUCUGAGCUGAAGGCCAUUGCCAGCGCAAUGACGCAGGAAGAACUGUUAACAUACUCCCUUGCGUCUGCUGACAAGUCGGCUCCCACGACUCCGAUAGAGACACUUCUACAGCUCAUCUGGGCGCAGGUACUGCAUCUCCCCAUUGAGCAGAUCGGUCGUCAUGAUAGCUUCCUGCGCAUCGGUGGCGACUCCAUCAGCGCCAUCCAGAUGGUCACGUCUGCACGCGAGCACAACGUCAGCAUCACUGUGCAGGACGUAUUCAACGACCCACGUCUCUCGGCUGUGGCUCUGAAGGCCAUACUUGAUCUCGAGGCACCAGCUGACAUCCCCGCGCCUUUUGGGUUGCUUCCAACCGCUGAGAUCCUCGAGAUCAAAGAUGCCAUUGUGGCUCAGUGCGCUUUGGCAUCUGCCGCACAGAUCCAAGACGCAUACCCCUGUACGCCUCUGCAAGAGGGUCUGCUUGCACUGUCAGCCAAGCAGCCUGGCUCGUACAUCGCCACCAUGGUGUACCAGCUCGCAUCUGAUGUAGACGUUGGUCGUUUCCAAGCCGCAUGGGAGCAUACUCUCAAUGUAUGCGAGAACUUGCGCUCUCGUAUCGUGCUCUUCAGUGGCACGCCGGUGCAGGCCAUCAUUAGUGAGCCUUUCUCCUGGGAUGAGGCGGUUGGAGAGUCUCUGUCCACUGUGCUGGCAAAUUCCAAGUCGACCCAGAUGCAGUAUGGAAGCAGGCUUUGCAAGUACGCGCUGGCCUCGGAUGAACAUGGAGCGAGAUAUAUCGUUCUGACAUUGCACCAUGCCGUCUUUGAUGGCUGGUCGAUCAACCUGAUGCUCAGCACUCUGCGGGACUCGUACGACAACGGCAGUCCAAAGGCCAUGCUCCAGCCGUACGUGAGCUUCGUGGAUUAUGCCACGCGCAAGACCGACACGGAGGCAUCCUCGCAGUACUGGCAAACACAACUCGAGGGUGCUCAGCGCGCUGCCUUCCCGCAGUCAGAUCACCUUGCCCAAAGCCUUGCAUCGCAAGGCCAGGACCGUAGUGCUGUGCUCAGUGCCUCCAUCCCGAUGCCCGAGCUGGUAGACUCGUCUGUCACUAAGGCCACAGUACUCCGUGCUGCAUGGGGUAUGGUCCUUGCCCGGUAUUGUGACGCAAACGACAUCAGCUUUGGCACCACGGUCUCCGGCCGUCAAGCCCCAGUUGCUGGCAUUGAAAGCAUCACCGGGCCCACGUUGGCCACUGUCCCGGUCCGCGUCCGCCUCGACCGCGAGCAAUCUGUGCAGGCGUAUAUGCGCGGCAUGCAGAGCCAAGCCACCGAGAUGAUCCCGCACGAGCAGUACGGCGUGCAGAACAUCUCGAGGCUCAGCUCGGGCGCCAAGGAGGUCUGCGACUUUGCAAGCUUGAUGAUCAUCCAGCCUGCCCAGGACCUGAGCUUGACGGAUGGACCGGGCUCCCAGCUGCUACUCCCAGCUCAGCUGCCUCAGGAUGCUACCACUGCUGCCACCAGCGGCUAUUUCACCUACCCUCUGGUGCUCCAGCUGCUAAUGCAUUCUGACAAAGUCGACUUGCUGCUGACAUAUGACUCGGCCGUGGUCACGGAGAGCCGCCUGCAAGCGCUCGUCCACCACCUCGGCCGUGCCGUUCAGCUGCUCUCGACCCAGCCCGAGCUUCGCCUAGGUGAGCUUUCGAUCGCUGGGGGGUGGGACCUCCAGCAGGCCACCCAGUGGAACGAGGUUGCCGAUAUGUCCGUCGUUGAUGCCUGUAUGCACGACCUCGUCAGCAAGCAAGUGCUCGAGCACCCAGAACAAGAGGCUAUCUGCUCGUGGGAUGGUACUCUGACCUUCUCUGAGCUUGAGAGACUUUCGGAUAUCGUAGCUAUCGACUUGAUCGCACGGGGGAUCUGCGCAGAGAGCCUGGUCCCGAUCUGCUUCGAGAAGUCUCUGUGGGCGAUUGUCGCCAUGUUCGGAAUCUUGAAGGCCGGAGGCGCGUUUGUGCCCCUGGAUCCGACUCAUCCUCACAGCCGACUUCGCGAGCUGGUGCAGCAGACUGGCUCCAAGCACAUGCUUGUCUCUGCGGUUAUGCUUGAGAACUGUGCGGGCCUCGCCGACCACGUCCACAAGAUUUCAGCACAAACCGCUAGCUCCGCGGAAGACAGCCAGAAGCCGCUUGGAGUCGCAAGACCGCACAACGCGGCCUAUGCCAUCUUCACAUCUGGUUCCACUGGCAAACCCAAGACGAUCGUGGUCAGCCACGCGGCCAUGUCGACAGCCGCAGUGAGGAACGGCGCCGUCCACAAGCUGGGACCCUCCUCUCGCGUCCUGCAGUACUCCAGCUUCGUCUUCGACAUCAGUCUCGGCGAGAUCUUCGAGACCCUGUCCGUCGGCGGUACCGUGUGUAUCCCCUCCGAUGCCACCCGUCUACAGGGCAUCGCCAGUUUCAUGGAGUCGUCGCGCGUCAACGUGGCUAUGUUGACGUCCUCGUUCGUCGCCGUGCUUGAUCCCGAGGACGUCCCGUCCCUCAAGCAUCUCCUUCUCGUCGGUGAAGCACCCACACAGCACGUCGUCGAGACAUGGGUGGACCACGUCGAGCUGGUCAACGCCUACGGCCCCGCGGAAGCGGUUGUUUAUUGCGCCUACCACCGGUAUCUGCAGCGCGACGAGCCGCCCGCGUCCAUCGGCCGCCCGACGUCCGGCCAUUUCUGGGUGGUCGAUCUGGACAAUCGUAACCGCCUAGCUCCCGUGGGUUGCAUCGGUGAGCUCGUCGUGCAAGGCCACGCCAUCGCCAGAGGCUACGCUGGUGACGAGGAGCUGUCGGCGCUAUCCUUUGUCAAGGGUGUCGUAUCGUGGCUGCCCUCGGCUCAGCAGCAAGAGGGCCAGACAUUCUACCGCACUGGUGAUUUGGUCCGGUACAACACAGACGGGUCUCUGGAGUAUCUCGGUCGUCGCGAUAUGCAGGUCAAGCUCCGAGGUCAGCGUAUCGAACUCGGAGCCAUUGAGAGCGCAAUCAAGGAGGCCGGGUCUGGAGCUGAGCAGGUUGCGGUGGACUUGAUCAAGUACGGUGCCCAGGACGCAUUGGUGGCUAUGGUCAAGUUCUCCCAGUCCCAGCCUGGCGAGGAGGGAGAUGGGUUCCUUGCGAAUCCCACAAAAGACGUCAAGGACUCAUUUGCUGCCAUCGCCGAUUAUCUGCGCAUGCACUUGCCUGGCUACAUGGUGCCCUCGUUCUUCGUCCCGUUGCAGAAGGUUCCGUUCCAGACCUCGAUGAAACUGCACAGGUCGAAGCUGCGGGAGGUCGUCAAGGGGCUCACUCAGGAAGAGCUCCGCAGCUACCUGCCCGACAGCGCUCCCAAGGCACAGCCAGAAACAGACCUCGAGGUCCGUCUUAGGGAUACUUGGGCUAAGGCCUUGGGCAUUCCAGCAGAUCAGAUCGGCCGCCAUGACAACUUCCUCCAUGUUGGUGGUGACUCGAUCACGGCCAUCAAGGUCGUCUCUGAACUGCAGCAGCUCGGUCUCACGCUGAGUGUCCAGCAGCUGUUUAACACGCCCGUCCUCUCUGCCCUCGCGCUUGAGGUUGUUGUCGGCGAUCGAGAAGCGGCCAGCUACGCCACAACGCCUUUCUCCCUUUUGCCAUCAGAUACUCUUGACACCCUUCAGAGCGCAAUCGUACAGGAAUGUGGACUCGGCAGUGUGCACGAGAUUGUCGACGCAUAUCCGUGCACGCCCCUGCAGGAAGCUCUCAUGGCCCUGACUGCGCGAGAGCCGGGAUCGUACAUUGCCAGCUUUGUCUACCAGCUCGGCGAGCACAUCUCGGAAGACCAAUUCAAGGCUGCCUGGGAGAGCACUCUCCAGGCAUGCGACGCUCUGCGCACUAGAAUCAUCAACCACAACGGCGUCUCUGUACAAGCCGUCAUUGAGGAGCAGGCAGAGUGGUCAACAUCGUCAUUGUCCUCCAAGUCCGACAACCAGCUUGUGGACUUGAUUGAGUCCAUCAAGGGCAAUGAGAGCUUUCAAUUCGGCACCAGACUUUGCCAUUAUGCAAUGGCCCAGAAUUCGGACGGCACGCGUAGCUUCAUCCUGGUAGUACACCACGCUGUAUUUGACGGCUGGAGCAUGGGCCUCAUCAUGGACAUCCUGGCAAAGAUGUACCAUGGUCACUACAUUGCACCUGUCUCCCCUGUCCGGUAUGCAGACUUUGUCAACUACGCCGCUCAGGCAGACAACGGGGACGCAGAACUCUACUGGAAGACACAGCUCGAUGGCGCGAGAGGUUCUAUUUUCCCGCAAAUCGAUGGCGGCGUCAAGAAUGCGGAAGCCGUCACUCGCGUCCACCGGGCGGUUGUGGAAUCCUCUAUUGCAGACGAGUCCGGUGUGACCAAGGCUACACUGAUUCAAGCUGCCUGGGCCAUCGUCCUUGGAAGAUACUGUGAGACGGAUGACGUGUGCUUCGGCAUGACGGUGUCUGGCCGGCAAGCACCUGUCGCAGGGCUGGACCAAAUGAUCGGUCCAGCCGUGGCUACUGUGCCCCUACGCGUGCGCCUUGCUGCUGCUGCUGCUGCAAGCAACCACGAGGAGAAGAACGCAACCACAGCCGGUGAUUUCCUCCGCGGACUGCAAUCGCAGGUGCUCGACAUGAUCCCGCACGAGCAGUAUGGUAUGCAGCGCAUCUCGAAGCUCGGAGCUGAUGCAAAGCAGGCAUCCGAGUUCACCUCGCUGCUCAUCGUGCAGCCUGCGAGCAGUGGUGUCGAUGCCACAUCUGCUGAUGAGAUUGCGGACUGGACUGCCGUGAAUCCAGAGGCUUAUGGAUCCCAAGCCGCACUGGAGGCCUCAUACAACUACCCUCUGGUGUUGCAGGCCCUCACUUCCACAGACACGACCGAGUUCGUCAUCACCUACGACUCCAACGUGCUCUGUGAGGACCGGAUAAAAGCCUUGGAGCAGCACCUUGGCAACGUGUUGCAGCAGUUGCUCAGCCAGUCGUCUGCGCCGUUGAGUGAGAUAUCUGUUGCUGGUGCUUGGGAUCUCCAGCAGGCCCAAGCCUGGCAGACUCCUCUACCUGAGCAGAUUGAGACCUGCCUACAUGACAUGAUCUCUGGACAUGCAAAGGCAUCACCAUCCCACGAGGCGGUGUACUCUUGGGACGGCAGUCUCAGCUAUGCCAGGUUGGAAGAGCUCUCUAGCACCCUGGCAGCCACUCUGGUCCGCCUUGGUGUUCAGAGCGAGACUGUUGUGCCUAUUUGCUUUGAAAAGUCAGUAUGGGCGAUCGUCGCCAUGCUUGCCGUUCUGAAGGCUGGCGGCGCAUUCACCCCAAUUGACCCUGAGCAUCCAGCGGGACGUCGCGAGACCCUGCUGCGGGAGUGCAAGGCUUCAGUCGUUCUCGCUUCGCCAUCCACCGCAGGCCUGUUUGCAGGGCUGAGCGAGUCAAUCAUUGAAGUCUCCGCUUCGAACCUUGAGAAGCUCCUGGUCUCAUCUACGGAGAUGCCGCUGAGCCGUAGGGUCUCUCCAACAGAUGCCGCGUACGUCAUCUUCACCUCCGGCUCGACAGGUGUUCCCAAGUCGGUCCUGGUCGAGCAUUCAGCCUUCUCGACCAGUAUCAUCGCCCAAGGCAACGCAUACUCGGUGGGCCCGACCUCUCGGGUUCUGCAGUUCUCCAACUUUGUCUUUGAUGUGUCCAUUGCCGACAUCUUCAUGGCAUUGGCGCUCGGAGGCACCAUCUGCAUUCCGUCGGAAGGCGACCGCCGACAGGGCAUCGCCGACUUCAUGUGCCGAGCUGGUGUCACCACCGCGCAGCUAACGCCGUCAUUUAUCAAGACGUUCACUCCCGCCGAUGUGCCCACACUUCGUACGCUGGUGAUUGGUGGUGAGCCAGCAACUCGGCAGACCCUGGAGACUUGGUGCCACCAGGUCGAGCUCAUCAACGCCUAUGGCCCAGCCGAGUCGACAAUCUGCUGCGCGUGCCAUCCAUACACGUCUGCUCAGGACUCUCCCACGAAUAUUGGCAAGGGCACCACUGCUACUUGCUGGGUCGUGGAGCCCGAGGACGACACCCGUCUGGCCCCCAUUGGUUGUGUUGGUGAGCUGCUUGUCCAGGGCAACUCGCUGGCCCGAGGCUAUGCCAACGACGCCGCUGCCACGAAGCGUGCAUUUAUUGAUAGCGUCGACUGGCUGUCCGCUUCGGAGCAGCAGGGCCAGCGUGUAUACAAGACAGGCGAUCUUGUUCGAUACAACUUUGACGGCACGAUGGAGUACAUUGGCCGUAAAGACACCCAGGUCAAACUCCACGGCCAGCGAAUCGAGCUCGGCGCCAUUGAGCACGCCCUGAAACACGCCGAGCCAACUAUCACUCAUGUCGCCGUCAGCGUCGUCAAGAGCUCAUCCUCGUCAUCGGCCUCGUCUGAGUGGCUGAUGGCUCUUUUCCAUCUCGACGAUGCGUCCCUGUACCAGGACAUGUUUGAGAGUGAGAACAUUGUGCCCAUGACGGACUCAUUGCGCGAGCUGGUCGCGAGCAUGGUCGACGAGCUGAAGCGCAGUCUGCCCGGGUACAUGAUCCCGACUUACUUUGUCCCGCUGAAGAAAAUGCCAUUCCAAGCCUCCAUGAAGCUGGACCGCUCGCAGCUUCAGCGUAUCGGAAAUAACCUCCUCGGCUCCCAGGAACAGCUGCUCAGCUAUACCCUGGCGCAGGGCAAGAAGGUCGCGCCCAUUAACGACAUUGAGUUCAAGAUGCGAGACAUCUGGGCUCAGCUCUUGGGCUCUGAUGCCGAGCUCAUUGGUCGUGACGAUAGCUUCUUACAGAUCGGCGGUGACUCCAUCAGCGCCAUCCACUUGGUGACGAUGGCGCGUGAUGCGGGCUUCUCCCUGACAGUGCAGGACAUCUUCGACGACCCUCGACUGCACGCCAUUGCAGCACUUGCGGCCACAGGGUCGGAGCUGCAGACGUACAGUGUUGACAAGUUCGACCUGGUUCCAUCAGACCAAGUCUCAAACAUCUGUGCAUUCGUCCGCCGCGAGUGCCAGCUUGCAGAGUUGGAAACCAUCGACGAUGUCUACCCUUGUACUGCCCUGCAGGAAGGCUUGAUGUCGCUUGCAGUGCGCCACCCGGGCUCGUACCUAGCCAAGCACGUGUACAGACUGCCCCAGGACGUCAACGUCGAGCGAUUCAAGAGCGCCUGGGAGGAGACGCUGCAACUCUGCGCCAACUUGCGGACGCGCAUCGUCUCAUACUCUGGCACUUCCCUCCAGGCUGUCAUCAACGAGCCUUCCAAGUGGGAGGUCACUGCCGAGAUGUCUGACAUCGGAACUGCACUGCAGAUGUUCGACUCCAUGGAGAUGCACUACGGAUCCCGUCUCUGUCGGUACGCCCUCGUCACCGAAGGUUCUGGCGUCCACUACUUCAUCCUCACUGCCCACCACGCCGUCUUCGAUGGCUGGAGCAUGGACCUAACGCUCAAGAUGCUCCAGCAGCUUUAUCAAGGCCAGCAGCCCGCCGCCCCACUGGAGCCAUUCUCAAGCUUUGUCAAGUAUACCACUGUGCUUGAUCAAGAUGCCGCGGCCGCAUACUGGGAGAAACAGCUCGAAGGAGCUCAGCGUGCUCCAUUCCCCGAGAGCGGCCCCGUGCAGACGACAACAGAUGGCUCCAAGGGAGCAACCACACGGGCCUGGGAGAGCUCAAUCCCGUUCCCACGGCUCAAGAGCAAGAGCAGCAGUAGCUCCAUCACCAACGCUACAAUCUUCAAGGCAGCCUGGGCUGUGGUGCUCGCACGGUACUGCGAGACUGACGAUGUCGCCUUUGGCAGCACUCUGUCCGGUCGACAAGCCCCAGUUGGGGCCAUCGAGAGCAUGGCUGGUCCAACACUGGCGACGGUGCCGGUACGCGUGCGCCUCGACAAGCAAAAGACUGUUGCCGCGUUCCUCCAAGAUCUGCAGGCCCAAGCUGCCGAAAUGACAACCCAUGAGCAGUUUGGUAUCCGCAACAUUGCCAGGCUGAGCCGCAGCGCAAAGGAGGCGUGCGACUUUUCCAGUCUCCUCACCAUCCAGGCCGGCAGGGCGGUGGCGUCCCAGCUCACACCCGAGGAGUCGGCCAUGCUCCAGCCCGUCAGUGCCGAGGAGUGUGGCGACGGCGAGUCGUCGUUCCGCGGAUACUUCAACUACCCGCUCGUGGUACAGGCGGUGCUCUACGACGAUAGAGUGACGCUUCUUGUUACUUACGACACGACCGUGCUUGGGGUGGAUCGCCUCGAGUCCAUGGCGAGCCACCUUGGCAACGUCAUCCAGCAGAUCCUGACCAAGGACGACGACAAGGAGCUGCUGGGCAGUAUCUCUGUUGCGGGAUCAUGGGACCUCGAGCGCGCCAUCGGCUGGAACGACGACAAUGAUAACACAAAGACGGUUGUCAGCGCUUGUGUCCAUGAACUCAUUGCCGCCCAGGCCGCAACACAAGCACCAGAGCACCCGGCUAUCCAUGCCUGGGAUGGUGUGCUGACAUAUGCCGAGCUCGACAGCAUGUCGGACAUACUCGCUGCUUACCUCGUCCAAAUUGCCGGUGUCGGGCCGGAGGUUAUGGUACCCAUGUGCUUUGAGAAGUCCAAGUGGGCAUUUGUUGCCAUGCUGGCUAUUCUAAAGGCUGGCGGCGCAUUCGUCCCCGUUGACCCAGCCAACUCUGUCGAGCGUAGACAGGCACUCGUACAGCAAGUGGACGCCCGCGUAGUCCUCGCUUCGAGGCAGAACAUGGUUUCUUGCGAGGGCAUCGCCGAAUGUGUUGUAGAGUUGUCGGAUAAGACAUUUGCCGCCCUGGCGGCGCUGCCCAAUGGCAACAACGACCUGAAGCCAGUCGCUGUGACCGCCGAGAACGCAGCGUACGCCAUCUUCACUUCCGGAUCGACCGGCCAACCCAAGACAAUCGUGGUCGACCACAAGGCGUUGUGCACGAGCAUUAGCGCGCAGGCCUCCGCCUUUUCCAUCACUUCGGAGUCCCGCGUGCUGCAAUUCUCGAACUUCGUGUUCGACGUCUCACUUGGAGAGAUAUAUACGACACUGGCUUUUGGUGGCACGGUGUGUGUUCCCUCAGACCAGGAUCGUCUCUCUGACAUUGCCGGCUUUAUCCAGCGAACGGAGGUCACGAACGCGUACCUCACGCCUUCGUUCGCAAAGACCUUCAACCCUGCCGACGUCCCCUCCUUGAAGACGCUUGUCUUGGGUGGUGAGGCGCCAACCCAGGAAAGUCUCGACACCUGGCAGGGACGCGUGCGGCUCAUCAAUGGCUACGGGCCAGCCGAGGCCGUUAUUUAUGCCACUCACCAUGUCUACUCGAGUGAGAGGCAAGGCAGUGGGGAGGCCGCUGCCACGAUAGGCAAGGCUCUGAGUGGCAUCUACUGGGUCGUUGACGCGGACAAUCACAACAGUCUUGCUCCGAUCGGAUGCAUUGGCGAGCUUGUUGUCCAGGGCCACGCCAUAGCUCGCGGGUAUGCUAACAACAAGGAGCUCACUGCUCAGUCUUUCCCGACCGAGCUGGAAUGGCUCCCGGCUUCGCAGGUCGGUCAGGGUCAUAGAUUUUACAAGACUGGUGACCUCGUCAGAUAUCUGCCCAACUCAGGCGGCGUGCUCGAGUACCUCGGACGCAAAGAUACCCAGGUGAAGCUUCGCGGCCAGCGGAUUGAGCUUGGCGCCGUGGAGCACGAGAUCAAGGCUGCGCUCAGCCAGACUACUGGCUCCGCGCACGUGGCUGUCGAUAUCAUCCGCCAUGGCACCCAGGAACAACUUGUCGCCAUGGUGGGUUUGAGCAUGCACGACGAAGACAAGAAGCAGAACAAGGCUGGCGAGCCGCUCGUUGAGAUGAGUGAGGAGUUGCAACAGCUCUUCUCCGGCGUCGUCGAGAAGCUCAAGCACGCCCUGCCGACGUACAUGGUGCCGACCUUCUUCUUGCCCAUGCGCGACAUGCCCUUCCAGACGUCACUCAAGCUGGACCGCGGCAAGCUCCGCACUUUUUCCCACGCGCUCUCGCAAGAAACUCUCAUCGCGUACUCCCUGGCUUCAUCUACAAUCAAGGCCGAGCCCGUCACGGAAGCCGAGCACCGAGUCAGAGAUGUCUGGGCAAGCGUUCUCGGAUUGUCGCCGAAUCUCAUUGGCAGGCAUGACAGUUUCCUGCAAAUUGGCGGUGACUCCAUCAGCGCAAUCCACGUCACUUCGCAGUUGCGGACGCUUGGGUACAGCAUUGCCGUGCACGACAUCUUCCUGGAUCCCAGCCUCCAGGCUGUGGCCGCUAGAGCUGAGGCCGGUGCCGGUGCCGACUUGUCUGAUUCCGACUAUUCCACGGAGGUCUUCUCUCUACUGGCUCCGUCAGAGCUUGACUAUAUUCGAGAGGCUAUUUGUGAGCAGUGCGAUGUCACCAACAGUCAGAUCGAGGAUGCAUACCCCUGCACAUCGUUCCAGGAAGGCUUGAUGGCCCUGGCGAUCAAGCAGCCUGGAUCCUACAUUGCAAAACAUAUUUACAAGCUCUCGGACUCGGCCGACCAAGAUGCAUUCAAGUCUGCGUGGGAACAGACCCUCGAGGCCUGCUCCAUUCUCCGCACUCGCAUCAUCCUCCAUGGCGACCUUUCUGUCCAAGCCGUCAUUGCCGCAGAAGCCCCUGCCUGGGAGGAAGACGCCAGCCAUGACCUUGCGGCAACGCUAGCGCGCGAUGUGCAGAUGCAAUACGGUACUCCGUUGUGUCGCUAUGCGCUCGUCUCGGACAAGGCGGCUGGCACACGGUACUUUGUGCUCCAUGUUCACCACGCCGCUUUUGACGGGUGGAGCUUGGGUAUCAUGCUGGAGACGUUGAACAAGAUCUAUUACGGCACCACACUUGAUGCCCCAACACCCUAUUCGAGCUUCGUCAAGUAUAUCACCACCAUUGACUCGGCUGCCGCAGGCGAGUACUGGAGAUCUCAGCUCGAGGGAGCGCAGCGCGCGUCGUUCCCCGCCGUGGACCGUGUCGUCAAGGGAGCAGCAGCACAGGCAUCCCAGGUCCACGAGGCUGUUAUCCCACUGUCUGUCAACAAAGACGGGGAGAAGGGCAGUUCCUUCACCCAAGCGACGGUUCUACGCGCCGCGUGGGCCAUUGUGCUCGCAAAAUACAGCGACACUAGAGAUGUGUGCUUCGGGUCUUCCAUCUCUGGCCGACACGCCUCCGUUGACGGUGUCGAGCGCAUGGUUGGCCCGGCGGUCGCCACCGUCCCAGUCCGUGUGAAUCUCGACGGCCACGACUCGGUAGCCGACCUGCUCAGCAAUAUCCAGCUGCAGUCCUCUGAGAUGGUGGCUUACGAGCAGUACGGCCUCCAGAGGAUCGCUAAGCUUGGCCCUGAUGCGAAACAGGCCUGUGACUUUGGCAGCUUACUGGUCGUUCAGCCGGCCCAACUGGUCAACGAGAUGGCUGGCACGGACGAUGCCUUGCUGGUAGGCGCGUCGGAUGCACCCAACGCGGGCGAGACUUUUGCUGGCUAUUUCACCUACCCGCUCGUCCUUCAGGCCAUUACUUACCCAGACCACAUCCAUCUGGCCACUACCUACAAUCCCAACGUCGUGCCGGAGAGUCGUGCACUUGCGAUGUCUCACCACUUGGAGCAUGUCGUUGGACAGCUCCUAGAUGCGAGCCGGACCGCAGAGUCGCCAGUGUCGAGUAUCUCCGUAGCGGGCCCCUGGGAUCUCGAGCAGGCACUUGCCCUGAAUAAUCCCGACGCGCCGCCAGAGAUCGUCGAUUCUUGCUUCCACCGUCUCUUUGCGGCACAGGCUCGCAUCCGGCCACACAAACUCGCCAUCAGGGCGUGGGAUGGCGAGCUCACCUACUCGCAGCUCAAUGCGGCUGCGAACCGUCUGGCGAGAAAGCUCAUGCACGACUCGGUCCGCACCGGCGACCUCGUGCAUGUGUGUUUCGAAAAAUCGAUGUGGUUCUUUGUCUCCAUCCUCGCCAUCAACAAGGCUGGAGCAGCCUGGGUCCCUUUCGACCCGGCCCAUCCUCUCCAACGCCAGCAGCAGGUUGUCCAGCAGACAAAAGCACGACUCGCACUUGCAUCGUCGACCCAGGCGGCGCGAUGUGCCGAGCUAGUCCAAGAUGUGCUUGUUGUCUCGCCGGACCUGGACGCAGCACUGUCCGCCCAGUCGGGUGAGUUCGUCGACGAUGCGGCUGAUGUUGAGGCUGCCGAUGUGACGCCCGAGAACGCCGUCUAUGUCCUUUUCACUUCGGGCAGUACCGGUACCCCCAAAGGUCUCGUCAUGCAGCACCGCGCUCUCUGCACCAGCCAGACCGAUGCCGUCAAGCGACUCCGCCUGACUUCCGACGUGCGGAUGCUGCAGUUUGCCUCGUACGUGUUCGACAUGAGCGUCGGAGAGACUAUUGCCCCGCUGAUCUGUGGCGCGCAACUCUGCGUUCCUCCGGACUCAGCGAGACUGAGCGGUAUCGACAGCUUUAUUCGCGACAUGGACAUUAACUGGAUAUACCUGACCCCAGCAUUUGCCCGCACGCUCAAGCCGAGCGAUGUCCCGAAUCUGGAAUUGCUGCUGCUGGCCGGUGAGGCUGUCGGUCGCGAUAUCCUCGAGACGUGGUUCGGCAAGGUUAGACUCGUGAAUGGCUGGGGACCCGCAGAGACUUGUAUCUUUAGUACUCUGCAUGAGUGGAGGUCCCUAGACGAGUCGUCCUUGACCGUCGGUCGUCCCGUCGGCGGCAAAUGUUGGAUCGUGGAUCCGGAAGAUCCUCAGCAGCUGGCACCCAUCGGGUGUGUUGGCGAAGUUAUCAUCCAAAGUCCGACCAUCCUGCGGGAAUAUUUGGCUGACCCAGAAAAGACUGCCGCUUCCAUGGUCGCGCAGCCUCCGCCCUGGGCUCCCCAACGGAAAGAUGGUGCCCCGUGGACAUGGCAGCGCUUCUUCAAGUCUGGCGACUUGUGUGUCUACAACAGCAAGGGCGAGAUCGACUUUGUCUCCCGCAAGGACACUCAAGUCAAGAUUCGUGGCCUGCGCGUGGAGCUGAGCGAAGUCGAGCACCACCUCCAGCUCGCGCUCGCAGGCGUCGCUCAACAGGUUGUCGUCGACGUCUUGCGCGAUGGCAGCUCCAGCACUUUGACAGCGUUUUUCUGCCCUACUGAGAAGACGCAAAUGUCUAGUGACGGCUCACAUGAUCCAGAUCAGCUAUUCACCGCGCUCACGCCAAAGCUGAAGAGCCGCCUGGCCGUUGCAGUCAGUCAGCUUGAGACAGCGCUGCCGAGUUAUAUGGUCCCGACCCUCUUUGUCCCCUGCGAGUACUUUCCCUCAAUCACAUCCACCAAGAUCGACCGUGGUGGGCUGCGCCGCACGCUCUCUGCGGUCUCGAGAGAACGGCUGGUGGACUUCACCCUCGCCAACGCAGAGAAGGAGGCAGUCUCGACUCCUACCGAAGGUCUCCUCCAACAGCUGUGGGCCUCUGUCCUGAGGAUCCCACAGGAGUCGAUCGGUCGCCAUGACAGCUUCCUCCAGCUCGGCGGCGACUCAAUCUCGGCAAUCCAGCUCGUGACCGCGGCUCGCAUCAUCGGGCUAUCGCUAUCAGUCCACGACAUUUUCAGAGAUCCUCGCCUCUCAUCGCUUGCAUUGGGCGCUGCCGCACUCGGCGAGGAGGCUGGAAAUGAGGUGUCUUACCACGUUGAGCCCUUCAGCCUGCUCUCUCCCGCUCAGCUUGACGAGGUCCGCACCGUUGCUGUGAAGGAGUGUGCCCUGGAAGAUCUGUCGCAGAUCGAGGAUGCAUUCCCCUGCACCUCCCUACAAGAAGGCUUGCUUGUCUUGAGCAUCAAGCAGCCCGGAUCGUACAUCGCCAAGCACGUAUACAGACUUGGUGACAAUGUCAGCACCGAACGGUUCCAAGAGGCAUGGGGACAGACAGUACAGGCUUGCGCCAACUUGCGGACUCGUAUCGUCACUGCAGGCUCUGUUACGGCUCAGAUCGUCCUGCAAGAACAAGCACAAUGGGACGCUGAUGAGACCACCGACUUGUCCACGGUUCUAUCUAGGAUCAAAGACAUCACGAUGGAGAGUGGCUCGCGUCUCAGCCGCUUCGCCUUGGCUUCUGACGCGGCCGGAGCGCGAUAUUUUGUGCUCGUGGCGCACCAUGCAAUCUUUGACGGCUGGAGCUUGGGAGUCAUGAUGCAGCUCCUCGAGGAUGCCUACAAGGGAUUUUCGCUGCCCACCAUGGAGCCCUUCACAAGCUUUGUCAACUUCACAACCCAGAUUGAUGUCUCCGCAGCGACUGAAUUCUGGAGAAGCCAGCUCGAGGGCGCGCAGAAGGCAGUCUUCCCGGAACAGGAUGGCGUGUCCGGCACAGAAGCUUCUACUCGUGUGUUCAAGCAGACCAUUGCGUUCGAGCAGUCACACGACACGUCCAUCACGCAAGCCACAAUUUUGCGCACCGCUUGGGCACUGCUGCUGGCCAACUAUUGCAACACGGAUGACGUCUGCUUCGGCACGACGGUGUCCGGCCGCCACGCGCCUGUCGCUGGCGUCGAGAGCAUGGCCGGCCCAACGGUUGCUACCGUGCCCGUGCGCGUGCGUCUGGAUCGACAAGGCAGUAGCAGCAUCAGGGAGACACUCGAGGCUGUCCAGGCACAGGCUGCGGAAAUGGUCGAGUACGAGCAGUUUGGUCUCCAGAAGAUCGCCAGGAUCAACGAGGACGCCAAGUUUGUCUGUGACUUCUCCUCGCUCCUGAUCAUCCAACCUGUCAACUCGUGGAUGAAUCAGGAGGGAUCUGGCCGCGAUGGGUGCCUCCUGCCAGCAGGCGAAGCGGUGUACGGUCAUGAUGAGGCACUUGAUGGCUAUUUCAGCUACCCGCUUGUUGUGCAGGCAGCUCCUUCUAGCGACCGCAUCGAACUGCACUUCACUUACAACGACUCAGUCAUUUCCGAGGCCCGCCUGCGCGCAGUCGCUCACCACCUCGGUCACCUUGUACAGCAGCUUCAGUCGUUGAGUGAUGCGCCCCUGGGCACCAUCUCAGUCUCAGGUUCCUGGGAUCUCCAGAAAGCCAUGGAGUGGCAAGAGGCCGAUACUGGUCUCGUCAAUGAGUGUAUCCACACUCUGAUUGGCCAGCAGGUGGCCGUGAAUCCGGACCGUGAGGCAGUCUCCGCCUGGGAUGGCAGUCUCACUUAUUCGCAGCUGGACGAGCUCUCGUCUACGCUGGCGGCCCACCUCAUUGAGCAGGGUGUGGGCAGGGAGGUCCUGGUGCCGAUCUGCUUCGAGAAGUCCCAGUGGGCCAUUGUGGCCAUGAUGGGUAUCUUGAAAGCGGGUGGUGCCUUUGUUCCUCUCGACCCCAGCCAUUCCGUCGCCCGACACGCCACACUGAUCGAAGAGACGCGAGCUUCACUCAUGCUCGUGUCUUCGGCGUUGGCUGAUCGCUGCCAGGACCUGGCGAAGAAUGUCAUUGAGUUGUCGGCCUUAACCAUCACCACAUUCGCCAAGACACAGUCGACAUUGGUGGAAACACAAGCGCAGCCUACGGACGCUGCUUACGCGAUUUUCACUUCGGGAACUACUGGCAAACCCAAGACUAUCGUUGUUGAACACGCCGGUUUGUCUACCAGCGUCGUUGGCCAGGCUAGAAAAUUUUCCAUCGACAAGGAUUCGAGAGCACUGCAAUUUUCGAGCUUCGUCUUUGACGUGUCAAUCGCGGAGAUCUUCACCACCCUCAUUUGUGGUGGAGCUGUCUGCAUUCCGUCCGAACAGGACAGACUUCAAGACCUUCCCGGAUUCAUUACCCGCAGCCGAGUCUCCGUGGCAUACCUGACCCCGACAGUUGCCGCGUUGUUCGGCCCCGAUGACGUGCCUUCGCUCAAGACGCUGGUGCUUGGAGGAGAAGCUCCCACCAGCCAGAGCUUGUCAACCUGGUACGGAAGGGUACACCUGAUCAACGGCUACGGACCCGCAGAGGCCGUUGUGUACACUGCCUCCCACGUCUUCAGAGCCGCCACUGAGUCCCCGUCUACCAUCGGAGGGGGCAUCAGCGAGAACUGCUGGAUCGUUGACCCGGCUGACCACAAUAUCCUAGCGCCUGUCGGAUGCAUAGGCGAGCUGCUCGUGCAGGGUUUCUCGCUGGCCAGAGGUUACGCCAACGACGAGGAAGCUACAUACCGCGUAUUCCUCAACGCUGUAGCAUGGUGUCCAUCAGAGCUGCUUAGUGGCUCGGCUAAGGGGCAGCGCUUCUACAAGACGGGCGAUCUGGCAAGAUACUGUGCCGAGGAUGGAACGAUUGAGUAUCUUGGCCGCAAGGACAGGCAGGUCAAGCUCCGCGGCCAGCGUCUGGAGCUGAGUGCUAUCGAGCACUGUAUCGAGCAGGCGAAGACUGCGGAGAUUGAGCAUGUCGCUGUGGAUCUUUUGGUUCAGGACUCGCGCGAGUUUCUUGUCGCCCUGGUCCAGUUCCAUGGCGGAGACUCCUCGCCCGCCCUCAACGACGACAACAUUAUGCCAAUGAGCGCAGAUCUGCGCGAUGUGUUCUCGUCGCUGUCGGAAGAAUUGACCUUGCAUCUGCCGCCUUAUAUGGUUCCGACGAUAUUCCUCCCGCUGCGUAGCAUGCCAUAUCAGACAUCUAUGAAGCUGGACCGUACGAAGCUUCGUGAAAUCAUGGGCAGCCUGAGUCGAGACCAGAUGCUGGGCUACUCGCUCGCGGACAGCAGGAAGGUUGCGCCAGUCACCAUCACGGAGACGACACUGCAAGGAGUCUGGGCCUCGAUCCUGAAGACCACACCGGAGCAGAUUGGGCGCCAUGACAGUUUCCUCCAGAUUGGAGGUGACUCAAUCACUGCGAUCCAGAUGGUCACUGCAGCGCGCGAGGCGGGCUUGCAGCUUACUGUUCAGGACGUAUUCGCGGAUCCCAGGCUCCUUGCGGUCGCAUCAAGAGCCAAGGCAGUCGAGUCUGAUAUGACACGGGCUAGUCUCGCGCCAUUCUCGCUCAUUGCCGACGGCGAUGCAGUUGAUACCCAAUCCUACAUCGCCAGCAAAUGUAACAUCGCUGUUCCGACUCUGGUUGAGAAUGCCUACCCUUGUACAUCGCUGCAGGAAGGCCUUAUGGCCUUGUCAGUCAAGCAGACAGGAUCGUACAUCGCGAAGCAGGUAUACCGUCUCGCGAAAGACGUCGACCUCGAGCGGUUCAAGACAGCUUGGGAGAACACUCUGGCCAUCUGCGAGAACCUCCGUACCCGUAUUGUCGUUCGUGAUGGUGUCUCGAUCCAGGCCGUCAUCAACGGCCAGACAACUUGGGAACCUACGGACGGCAUGACUCUCACUGAAGCUAUGAAGUCAUUCACAGCUAUCGACAUGCAGUAUGGGACUCCGCUGUGUCGAUAUGCCCUUGUGGCUGAGAAGGAAGGCCCGUGCCACUUCGUCCUGAUCAUGCACCACGCCGUAUUUGACGGCUGGAGCAUGGGCCUUACGCUGGAGACGCUCUACAGCAUGUACAACGAUCAACCAGUCCCUCCCGUUGAGCCUUACGCGGCGUUCGUGUCCUUCACCAGCCAGCUUGAUGCUGGCACCGCAGCCGAGUUCUGGACAUCUGAACUCGAAGGCGCGCAGAGAUCUGCAUGGCCCGCUCCUGAUACCAGUCGUGGAGAGGCCAAACCUCUGACCAAGGUUCUCAAGAAGUCAUUUGCCGUUUCACAGGGACAACAGUCGACUUCUUCAAUUACAAAGGCCACCAUUCUCCGUGCUGCGUGGGCACUGGUCCUGGCUCGCUACUGCGAUACCACAGACGUCUGCUUUGGCACAACGGUUUCGGGUCGCCAGGCCGCGCUCGCAGGCGUGGAACGCAUGGUCGGUCCCACAGUGGCUACGGUGCCCGUGCGUGUCAAGACCGAUAGUCGCCAGCAACUUGGCGAUUUCUUGCGCAAGACUCAGGCGCAGGCUACGGACAUGGUUGCCCACGAGCAGUUUGGUAUACGGAACAUCAGCCGGUUGAGCCCGGAUGCCAAGGCAGCCUGCGACUUCGGCAGUCUCCUCAUUAUCCAGCCCGGAAAGCCCAUCGCGGCCAGCAUCGAUGCCGAGCAUGCUGAGAUUCUCCUGCCUGCUGAGCUUGACGAGGCAGGUCUCUCGUCCGAGCCGAUGGACGGCUACUUCAACUACCCGCUCGUUCUGCAAAUGACGACGCACGAUGACCACGUCGGCAUGGAUAUUACCUUCGACGCCAACAUCCUUUCUGAGGACGCCGUACAGGCUCUGACUGUACACAUGGAUCACGUGGUCCAGCAGCUCAUGGCCGGUGACACUGCUACUGAUGUCUGUACGAUCUCGGUCUCGGGACCCUGGGACCUCAAGCAGUCUAUGCUCUGGAACCCUGCCGACGAAGAUAUCGCAGUUGUGAACCAGUGCAUCCACGAUCUCAUUGCGGUCCAGGCCUUGCAAGCCCCGCAGAGCGAGGCUAUCACUGCUUGGGACGGCAAAAUGACUUAUGAAGAGCUCGACGAUAUCUCCGGACGAUUUGCAGCACAACUCAUCCAGGCCGGCGUGGGACCCGAGGUCCUGGUCCCGAUCUGCUUCGAGAAAUCUCUCUGGGCGGUCGUGGCUAUGCUGGCCGUCCUCAAGGCGGGUGGUGCCUUUGUGCCCAUCGAUCCCGCGUACCCUCCUCAGAGGCGCGAGUCUCUGCUUGAGGAGACGCGGGCUCGCAUGGUUAUUACCUCACCCGCGAAUGCCGCCCUAUUCAGUGAUGUGUCGCUGCCUAUUCUCGGGCUCUCGCCAGAUUCCGCACAGGUUCUGGACGACGUUGUCCCCAAUCCUACGCAGGUCCAGUCAGCUGUGAUGCCUAGCAAUGCUGCCUAUGCCAUCUUCACAUCGGGUUCGACUGGAAAGCCCAAGACAAUUGUUAUGGAGCAUUCUGCGCUCUGCACGAGCGUCGUCCGCAACGGCGCCAUCCACGACAUGGGCAAGCAGUCUCGCGUGCUGCAGUACUCGAGCUUCGUCUUCGACAUCAGUCUCGGUGAGAUCUUCGAGACCCUUGCCUGCGGAGGCGUGGUGUGCAUGCCCUCAGAGAGCCAGCGCCUCAAUGUGCAAGAGCUUGCAAUGUUUAUGCACGACACCCAGGUCAGCAUUGCCAUGUUGACAGCCUCAUUUCUGGCGACCUUGAAGCCUUCAGACGUGCCCGCACUGCAGAAGCUCUUCAUGGUCGGCGAGGUCCCGACAAAGGAGGCUGUCCAGACCUGGGCGGAGCACGUGGAGCUCAGAAACGCGUACGGACCAGCAGAGGCCUGCAUUUACUGUGCAUCGCACACCUACCGCACACGGGAGGCCGCGGCCUCCGGUAUUGGAUCCGGCUCGUCGCUGAAGCUCUGGGUUAUGGAUACUGCAGGCUCUGCUUCCUCACGCCAGCGCCUGGCGCCUGUCGGAUGUGUUGGUGAGCUCGUCGUCCAGGGCCACGCCAUAGCUCGUGGCUAUGCCAACAACGAAGCCGAGACCUCGAGAGUGUUCCUGGACUCCGUCGACUUCCUCCCGGGCCAGGCCGCAUCAAACGGUCGUUUCUACCGCACGGGUGAUUUAGUGCGCCAGAAGUUUGACGGCUCCCUUGAAUACCUGGGCCGAAAGGACACGCAGGUCAAGCUGCGUGGCCAACGUGUCGAGCUGGGUGCUAUUGAGCACGUCAUCAAGGCAUCGUCGUGCCGGGUUGAGCACGCUGCCGUCGAUCUUGUCAAGCAGGGCUCAACCGAGAGACUGGUUGCACUCAUCAAGUUUGAGGAUUCAGUUGCUGGCGAUGACGAUCAACAGGUGGUCCCUAUGAGCGACUCUCUCCGGGAAUCGCUGGCAAUAUUAUUCCAGGAGAUGAGGCUGUCGCUCCCAACCUACAUGGUGCCGGACGUGAUCGUUCCUCUGCGCCAGAUGCCCUUCCAAACCUCCAUGAAGCUGCAUAGAUCAAAGCUCCGGGAGCUUGCCAACAGCCUGACACAACAAGAACUCCGCAUAUACUCGCUCAACAACAACAAUGGCGCGAAGGUCGAGCCAAAGACUGAGACCGAAACGACCCUUCGCACUGUCUGGGCGCGCGUGAUGGGCAUGGACUCUGAGGAUAUCGGCCGCGACGACAGUUUCCUCGAGCUUGGUGGCGAUUCUAUUGCCGCGAUCCACCUCGCAACCGCCUGCCAUGAGGUAGGCCUGACGAUCAGUGUACCAGACGUCUUCAAGGACCCUCGCCUCUUUGCCGUUGCUGCUUGCGCGACUAUAGCAAGUGGCGAGGAUGCUGCUCUCGAAGCCUUCAGUCUCCUCCCACCUGGCAAUGUGGACGCAGUAUUGCAAGCUGUAGCAGAGGGGUGCGGCCUGACCGGCACCGAUCAAAUCGAAGAUGUCUACCCGUGUACAGCUCUACAAGAAGGCCUCAUGGCGCUUACAACAAAGCAGCCAGGCACAUAUGUGGCCAAGCACAUCUACCGACUUGGCUCUGAGACCGACCUGGCUCGCUUCCAGGAUGCUUGGAGCCGUGCUUUUGCCAUCCACGGGCUGCUUCGCACCCGAAUUGUGGUUCACGAUGGAACAUCCUAUCAGGCUGUGCUCAAGGAGGAGGUCAUCUGGGAGCCUGCUUCGCCGCAGACUCUCCCAUUUUCUGCGGCAUUGGCCGCCCUCGAGGAGCUUGAUAUUCAGUACGGCACCCGCCUGACUCGCUCCGCCAUCCUUACCAACCACGGAACCGGAGCACGAUACUUCGUACUGGCAAUGCACCAUGCUGUGUUUGACGCGUGGAGUUUGGGCCUUGUGCUUGAAACCCUGUGCAACAUCUACGAUGGAAAGCUGGAGCUCGGGUCGCCCGUCCCCUAUGUCGGCUUUGUCAAUUACACCACCAACCUCGACCGUACUGGUGCAGAGGCUUUCUGGAACGAGCAACUGGCCGGCGCCGAACCCGUUCCCUUCCCAUCCUCAGAUGCUGUGGGCAACAUCUCGACCACGAAGCAGAUUAUGCGGUCGCAUCAUGCUUCGGUCGCCUUCCCUGAGGCCGAGGACCACAAAAUCACUAAGGCAACUAUUGUUCAGGCAGCUUGGGCAUUAGUCCUUGCCAGUCACUCUGAUACCGAUGAUGUGUGCUUUGGUGCCACCGUCUCGGGACGCUAUGCUCCCCUGCCUGGCAUAGAGAGGAUGGCCGGGCCAUCACUGGCAACUGUGCCCGUCCGUGUCCAGCUUGACCGAAGACAGCAGACAUCUCAAUACCUCGAAGCAGUGCAGGAACACUUGUACGAGAUGGUCCCAUUCGAGCAGUUUGGUCUGCAGAAUAUAGCCAGGCUGAGCGCCAGUGCGAAGAACGCGUGCAACUUCGCCAACCUCAUCAUUGUGCAGCCGGGACAAUCUGCUGGUCCCGGCUCCGAUAUCUUACUUCCGAGCGACUUGGACGAGCUCGUGGGAGCGGGUACAGCAGGCGAUUACUUCAGCUAUCCUCUUGUCCUACAAGCAUCAACUUUCGGCGACCGCAUCGACCUGGCGUUCACGUACGAUUCGAGCGUCAUCUCCGAGGCACGACUCCACGCUCUGGCCCAGCAAUUGGGGCACGUUGUGGGACAACUCACUGCACCGGGCAGUACUUGCCUUGGAGAGGUCAACGUCGCCGGAACGUGGGACUUGCAGAAAGCCACGAGCUGGAACACUGCCGACAUCACUGCUGUUAACGCUUGCAUUCACGACCUGGUCAAGGAGGCCGCGCUGCGCACACCUGACCGCGAAGCAGUGUAUGCUUGGGAUGGUGUACUCACAUAUAGUGAGCUCGAGAAGCAAUCGCAUGCUCUGGCCUUACACCUGGUCGACUUGGGGAUCUGUCCCGAAGAUAUCGUGCCAAUCUGCUUUGAGAAGUCGUUGUGGGCCAUUGUUGCCAUGAUGGCUGUUCUCAAGGCUGGUGCCGCUUAUGUCCCUAUCGACCCGUCUCAUCCUGCCGCACGACGACAGUUGCUGAUCGAGGAGACGAAUUCCAAGAUCCUCAUCACCUCGCCGGCCACUACAGCCUCUCAUCUUGACAUGGUUCAGACCGUCGUCGAGGUCUCGGAGAAGCAGAUCACGGCCCUAUCCAAGAACCAAUUUUUGGAUGUGCAGUUGCCCUCAAUCUCACCCGACAACAAAGCCUACGCCAUCUUCACCUCCGGCAGCACAGGCAAGCCCAAGACAAUUGUCAUGGAGCACGCCGCUCUGUGCACGAGUGUGGUCAAGAACGGUCUCAGCCACGGCUUUGACUCCAAGGCUCACCGCGUGCUCCAGUAUUCCAGCUUCGUUUUUGACAUCAGCUUGGGCGAGAUCUUCGAGGCACUCGUCUACAAUGGCACGGUAUGCAUUCCGUCUGAAGAGCAGCGCAUGCGCGAUCUACCCGCAUUCAUCCGCGAGGCCAAGGUCAGCUGUGCCAUGUUGACCUCUUCCUUCACUGCUACACUAGCUCCCGAGGACGUGCCGUCUCUGGAGCUCUUGCUACUUGUUGGAGAAGCUCCCACGCAGCAGGUUGUGGAAGUCUGGGCCGACCAGGUGGUGCUUGUCAACGCCUACGGGCCGGCAGAGGCCUGCAUUUACUGCGCCUCGCAUACUUACCACAAUCCGGAUUCGGGAGAGCCGGCAGCGUCCCUCGGCAAGGGGACGACGGCCAAUCUCUGGAUCGUGGAUGUCAAGGACCACAACCGACUGGCCCCAAUCGGCUGCAUCGGUGAGCUCGUCUUGCAGGGCCACGUGCUCGCACGCGAGUACGCCAACGACCCAGAAACCACCGCUCGAUCUUUCCUGCCGGGCGUCUCAUGGUACCCUUCGACCGCCGAGGACUCUUGCAGGUUUUACAAAACAGGAGACCUCGCCAGGUACAGAGACGAUGGCUCCGUCGAGUAUCUCGGAAGAAGAGACACGCAAGUCAAGCUCCGUGGUCUUCGUAUCGAGCUCGGCGCCAUCGAGCAUGCCAUAAAGACCAUCUGCCCGGCCAUCGAUCAUGUCGCGGUGGAUGUCACUAGACAGGCAUCUCGGGAGCAACUGAUCGCCAUGGUCCACUUCCAACACACCGAGGCUACCACGGGUGAUGCCGUUGUACUCGCCGACUCUGAUGAGCUCCGCCAAUGCUUUUCCAAGAUCAUGACGGACCUCAGAGACACACUGCCAAGUUACAUGGUCCCUAACUUCUUCGUGCCGCUAUCACAGAUGCCGUUCCAGACAUCCAUGAAGCUCAACCGCUCAAGCCUCCGAAAGAUAGCUUCCGGUCUGACGCAGGGGCAGCUGACAAGCUACAUCAUGGCCGAGGAAGAGAAGGAAGAAGCGCCAAGCACGCCCUACGAGUUUGCGCUUCGCGACAUCUGGGCACAGAUUCUCCGUCUCGAUGACGUGCAGCAGAUCGGACGUAAUGGCAACUUCCUCAAUCUCGGUGGUGAUUCCAUCAGGGCGAUCCAGGUCGUUACUGCUGCCCGCAAGGCCGGCUUAUCUCUGAGCGUUAGCGACAUUUUUGCGAACCCACGACUGUCCGCUGUUGCCGCGAAGGUGACCAGCAUCGACGCGGAGAUCAUCACGGAGACAGUACCUUUCCGGUUGUUGCCUGCUGCCGAUGCUCAAGAACUACAAAACGCAGUUGUUCAGGCUUGCGGACUGGACAACACCGGUGCUGUCCAGGAUGCAUAUCCCUGCACACCCUUCCAAGAGGGUCUGAUGGCCCUUGCGGUGAAGCAACCUGGAUCUUAUAUUGCCAAGCACGUCUAUCAACUUGGUGGUUCGGUUGACCUCGCAAGGUUCCGGACAGCAUGGGAGCAGACAAUCGCCCUGUGUGAGAACCUCCGCACCCGAAUCAUCGUGCAUGGUGGGAUGACUGUCCAAGCAGUCAUUCAGGAGCCUAUGCAGUGGGAGGCCAUCGAACAGGGCACAGAUCUGGCGACUGCAAUUCGCAGAGUCGGUGGCGUGGACAUGCAAUAUGGCAGCCGCCUGUGCCGUUAUGCAUUGGUCGAAGGAGAGGACAAGCUGAUGCCUGCCCACUUUAUCCUCGUGAUGCACCACGCCGUCUUCGACGGUUGGACGGUGGGCCUCAUCCUGAACAGCCUGCUCACCAUCUAUCAUGGCCAGGAGAUUCAACCAUCUCCGCGACCAUAUGCCGACUUUGUCGACUUUGCCACGAGCAUCGACGUCGACGAUGCUGCAGAGUACUGGGGAACCCACCUCGACGGAGCCCAGCGUGCGCAGUUCCCCCGAGUUGACACGACCAAGGCCGCCGAAGCCAAGACAGAGGUGCUCGAGACGACUAUUACGCUGCCAACUGGAUCUCAGUCCGGUGUCGUCACAAAAGCUACCAUUCUGCGCGCUGCUUGGGCCGUUGUCAUGGCCAAGUACGGUGACACCCAAGAUAUAUGCUUCGGCACCGCGAUUUCCGGCCGCCAGGCCCCUGUUCCGGGAGUCGAGACCAUGGCUGGCCCAGCUGUUGCGACUGUUCCUGUCCGCGUCAAGAUUGAUGGUCGACAGAGCGUUGCCAGCUUCCUAAGCUCAGUCCAGGCCCAAGCUGCUGAAAUGACCGCUUUUGAGCAGUUCGGCCUGCAACGAAUUGCCAAGCUUCAUCCAGAUGCCAAAGACGCCUGUGACUUCACCAGCUUGAUGGUAGUACAACCAGCCAAGCAGUUGAUGGGUGACAGUGACAAGCUCGACAGCGAUCGUGUAUUGAGCCCUGUCUCAUCCGAGCAGUAUGGUACUGAAGAGUCUCUCGCAGGCUACUUCAGCUACCCACUGGUCGUGCAGGCAUACCCACAUGACGACCAUGUUGAGCUCGUCUUUACUUUCGAUGCCAACACAGUCUCCCGUGGUCGACUAGAGGCUAUGACAGAGCACUUCUCGCAUGUGAUCCACCAGCUGACGCAGAAUACCGAAGUGACGAUGGACACCAUCUCCGUCGCUGGCCAGUGGGAUCUGCACCAGGCAACUGAGUGGAAUGGCGCUGGUCCUCUUGUGGUCAACAAGUGUGUCCACCACAUCAUUGAAGAGCAAGCACAAAAGCGCCCCAAGGCUCUCGCCAUCCGCGCGUGGGAUUCAGAGCUGACUUAUGCCGAGUUCGACAAUGCGGCAAACCGACUCGCGCACAAGCUCGUGGCCGAUUUCCAAGUGAAGCCUGGCGAUCUGGUUCAGGUCUGCUUCGAGAAGUCGGCAUGGUUCUUCGUCUCGAUUUUUGCCAUUAACAAAGCGGGAGCGGCCUGGGUGCCUCUGGAUCCCGGUCAUCCCGUUGACCGAUAUAGGCAGAUCAUCAAGCAGACCGAAGCACGCCUCGCACUCGUCUCGGCUGAGCAAUCCGCAAAGGUUGCUGGCCUCGUCGAGGAGACCCUGGUGAUUGACCAUCUUCUUGACGAGCAGCUCCAAGCCGAGUACGGUGCCAAUCCGGGCGCGCCAACCUGUUCUGUGACUCCUGAGCAUGCCGCGUACGUGCUAUUCACCUCCGGUAGCACAGGGCUGCCAAAGGGUCUUGUUAUCCAGCACAGGGCUCUCUGCACCAGUCAGACAGACAUGAUUCGUCGCCUGGGGAUGACAUCAGAGGUCAGAAUGCUCCAGUUCGCGUCCUAUGUCUUCGACAUGUGCAUCGGCGAGACGAUCCCCACACUCAUGGUUGGUGCUACACUUUGCAUCCCAUCCGACAAUACCAGGUUGGGUGCGCUGCAGGACUUCAUCAAGACCAUGGACAUCAACUGGGCGUGGUUUACUCCGUCUUUCGUCCGCACCCUGCAUCCAGAUGCCGUGCCUAGCAUUGAGCUCAUCUUCUUGGCUGGUGAAGCUGUUGGAGCCGACAUACUGCAGACGUGGUUUGGUCGGAUCCGCCUUAUCAAUGGAUGGGGUCCCGCGGAAACCUGUGUCGUCAGCACGAUGCAUGAGUGGACAACGCCCGAGGCGCCUCUGGUCGUGGGUCGUCCUGUGGGAGGAUUCUGCUGGAUCGUUGACCCGCAGGAUCACAACAAGCUCGCUCCCAUUGGAUGUGUGGGCGAGGUGGUUAUCCAGAGUCCCACGAUACUGCGAGAGUAUCUGGCGGAUCCUGUACGAACCGCCGCCGCGACCGUGACCGAGCUCCCCGAGUGGGCUCCCCGACGCCAGGAGCUGCCAUGGAACCGCUUCUUCAAGUCGGGAGACCUGUGUGCCUACCGGGAAGAUGGCACACUCGAAUUCGUGAGCAGAAAGGAUACCCAGGUCAAGAUCCGUGGCCUGCGUGUGGAGCUGGGCGAGGUUGAGCACCACAUGCAAGCCGCAGUAAAGGGGGUCUGUCAGGUGGUUGUCGACGUUCUUCGGGAUGGCGAUAAUGCUGCGCUGGCUGCCUUCCUCUGCUUCACCGAUAACACGCGCCUCGUUACCACUCAGGAACUGGAGAACGACAUAUUCCUACCGCUGACCGCGGCUAUGAAGGUCGAUAUGGCGACCGCUGCUAGCCACGUAGGCAUCAUGCUGCCCAGCUACAUGGUGCCCUCUCUCUUCGUCCCAUGCGCAUUCAUGCCCUGCAUGACCUCGACAAAGAUCGACAGGGGCAGUCUGCGGCGCUCGGCGGAUGCCCUUGGCCGCGAGGGACGCGCGCAGUAUACUCUAGCGAGCGUGAACAAGCGCGCGGUCGUGACCCCGAUGGAGGAGCGCCUGCAGGCAAUCUGGGCAACCAUCCUCAAGGUAUCGCCGCAGACUAUCGGUCGCGAUGAUAGUUUCCUCCAGGUUGGAGGCGAUUCCAUUACUGCGAUUCACGUGGUUACCGCGGCACGCGAGCAAGGGCUCAUGCUCACUGUUCACGACAUCUUCAGCGACCCACGCCUCCUGGCGGUCGCAGCCAAGACAAGCGAGAACUUUGAGGAUGACAGAUAUACUGAGGCCUUCAGCAUGAUUGCGCCAAGCGAUCUCGACAGCGUCCUCUCUGCUGUGGCUAUUGAGUGUGGUCUUUCUGGUCCUCAGGAUGUUGAGGACGCCUACCCAUGCACCCCUCUCCAGGAAGGUCUGAUGGCGCUGGCAGUCAAACAGCCCGGCUCGUACAUGGCCAAGUACGUCUAUGAGCUUCAAGAGCUCGUCGAUAUCACCAAGUUCCGCACCGCAUGGGAACAGACGUUACUGGCCUGCACAAACCUCCGUACCCGGAUUGUGAUGCACAACCGGGAGGCAAUCCAGGCUGUUCUACGCCAACCCACAACUUGGGAAGUCGUUCCAGAUGGCUCAGACCUACAGACGGUGCUACGCUCGAUCCAUGACCUCGGCAUGAAGCCCAGCCUCCCGUUGUGUCGGUAUGCCACUGUCAUCGAACCAAAUGGAAGCCGGUACUUUGUGCUGGUCAUCCAUCACGCCGUUGUCGAUGGAUGGAACAUGUCUCUUGUUCUGGAGACUUUGGCCUCCUUCUAUGAUGGUCUGCCCGCCACACCUCUGGAGCCGUACGCGGGUUUCGUUAACUACAUCAAGAGGAUCGACCACGCUGCAGCGGCGGAGUACUGGACCUCACAGCUCGAUGGCGCAACGCCUUCACAGACCUCUUUUGAGGACAGCAGUGUGGCUCCCGAUACCCCCGUCGCUACCGUCACCAAGACGACCACAAUCGACUUUGCACACCAGAAAGACGCCUCAAUCACAAAGGCGACUAUCCUGCGUGCAGCCUGGGCCAUCAUCCUGGCCCAGUACGAUGAGUCUCAGGAUAUCUGUUUCGGCACUACCGUGUCUGGCCGACAUGCCUCCGUUACAGGAGUCGAUCGGAUGCCAGGUCCCGCGGUGGCGACUGUUCCAGUUCACAUUCGUCUUGACCAAUCCCAACGGGUAGACGAGUUCCUCAAGGCCGUUCAGUCGCAGGCUUCCAAUAUGAUCCCCUUCGAACAGUUUGGCUUGCAAAAUAUAUCCAAACUUAGCCGCGAAGCCAAGAAAGCAUGCGAGUUCACGAGCUUGAUGGUCGUGCAGCCAAUGAAUCUGGCGGCGGGCCAAGCUACGCGCGAGGGGCUUAUGUCAAGCGGCAUGAAGGGACAUGUUGUCGAGGACUCCCUGGAUGGAUAUUUCAGCUACUCCCUCGUCAUCCAGGCUGCUACUUACGACGACUGGGUCGAUUUGAUGCUUACUUACGACGGCAACAGAGUCUCGGCGGCCCGGAUCGAGGCGCUGACCCAUCACCUCGACAAUGUCGUUCAGCAGCUCUCUUCCAAUGGCACCAUGCUAGUUGGAUCGCUCUCGGCCACUAGCUCUUGGGAUCUCGAUCAGGCACUCAUGUGGAACACAGCUUGCCAGACACCCUCCUCGAAACUCACCGAGGAGCUGAUUUCUUGGCAUGUCCGCAGCUCGCCAUCCCACGAGGCAGUCUACUCGUCCGAGGGUACACUCACAUACGCAGAACUCGACGAGCUGUCUACAACACUGUCCCGCCACCUGCGGAACCUGGGCAUCGGGGCAGAGUGCUUCGUCCCGGUGUGUUUCGAAAAGAGCAUGUGGUUCACAGUCGCCAUUCUUGGUGUGCUUAAAGCUGGCGCAGCAUUUGUGCCCCUGGACCAAUCUCACCCAGUCAGCCGCAAACAGACAAUCAUUGAAGAGACCAGAGCUCGUGCGGUGCUAGCCUCGUCCGCCACCGCUCUGUCAUGCCAAGGUCUUGUUGACACAAUUGUUGAGGUGUCCGCAACCUCCCUACUGCAAAUGGCCCAGCUUGCCAUGGACAAUGUUUCGCCACCAGCAAUCGAGGUUCGCCUCGACAGUGCGGCUUAUGCCAUCUUCACAUCUGGCACCACUGGCAAACCCAAGACAAUUGUCGUCGAGCACGCGGCCCUCAGCAGCAGUCUUCUCGCACAGGGUGAGGCGUUCUGCGCAGGCCCCGAAACACGCUUCCUCCAGUUCGCCAGCUAUGUCUUUGAUGCUGCAAUCACGGAGAUCCUCAUGACCCUGGCCUUCGGCGGCACUGUGUGCAUUCCGACAGACAUGCAGCGCAUGCAAGAAUUACCAGACUUUGUCCGGAAGAGCAACACCACAGCCGCUCUGCUGACCCCGUCAUUCGCGACAACCCUGUCGCCCGCUGAAGUUCCCACACUCCAGACAUUAAUCUUGGGUGGCGAGGCACUGACGCGCAGCAGUAUCGACGCCUGGUUUGGCAGCGUGCAGCGCCUCAUCAACGCUUACGGUCCCGCCGAAACGUGUGUCGUGGCCACAAUUCAUACGUACACGUCCGCGAGCGAGAGCCCGGCGACUAUAGGCAAGAGCAUCUUUGGACGCAGCUGGAUUGUGGAUCCGAAUGAUCACAACCGCCUCGCGCCUAUUGGUUGCGUCGGAGAGCUCAUCGUCGAGGGCGCUGCUUUGGCUCGUGGUUACGCCAACAACCAGCAAGAGACAGACCGCGUCUUUCUAAAGGGGGCGAAGUGGUUGCCACUGUCUUCUGGCAAUUCCGCGACGAGGAUCUACAAGACUGGUGACUUGGUGAAGUACGGACCUGACGGCACGCUGCAAUAUGUCGGCAGAAAGGAUAGCCAGAUCAAGCUGCGCGGCCAACGCAUCGAGCUCGGAGCUGUUGAGCAUGCCAUCAAGGAUGUGCAGCCGCUUGUUGAGCACGCAGCGGUGACCGUUGUCAAGAACGGCUCAAGAGAAUGGCUUGUGGCUCUGCUCAAGAUCCAGGGAUUUGACUCUGGCGACGACGAUGAUGAGGACAACAGUGUGUCUGCGACAAUGACAUCUUCCCGACGAGAACUGCUGAGCAAGCUCGCAGCAGACCUACACCAACAGCUGCCUGGAUACAUGGUCCCGUCCCUGUUCGUGCCCCUCAAGGCAAUGCCUUUUCAGUCCUCUAUGAAGCUGCACCGAGCAGAACUACAGGUCAUAGCCAACGGCUUGAGCCAGGAGGACUUCCAACGGUACUCACUGUCCCAGGAUGUCGAGAAGGUAGCCCCCGUCACGGACCUGGAGAUUGUCCUUCGGGAUAUCUGGGCCAGAGUACUAGACAUCGACGUCGAUACUAUUGGGCGCCACGACAGCUUCCUCCAGAUCGGUGGCGAUUCAAUCAGUGCAAUCCACGUCGUCACUGCGCUGAGCUCCCUGGGCUUGUCUCUCACGGUGCACGACAUCUUUAUCGAUGCUCGCUUAUCCGCAAUCGCCCUCAAGACGAGUGCAGGACUCCGCAACGAGCAUGAAGACCAUGAGCCAUUCAGCCUUCUGCCUAGUGGAGUCAGCAUCGAUACCAUCAAGAACGAUGUAGCUCAUCUGUGUGAGCUUGAGCCAGGCCAAGUGAUAGAGGACGUGUUCCCCUGCACGCCUCUCCAGGAGGGCCUGAUGGCCCUCACGGUCAAGCAGCCCGGAUCAUACAUCGCGACACAUUCGUACCGCCUGGCAGGCGACGUCGACGUGGCGCGGUUCAAGCAGGCCUGGGAGGACACAAUGGCCACGUGCAGCAAUCUUCGCACGAGGAUCAUAUUCCGCAACGGUGUCACCCUGCAGGCCAUCAUUGCAGAGACCGCAGUGUGGGAGUCAUCAGAGCACUCGCCACUGAUGCAGUAUGGUUCCCGCCUAUGCCAGUACUCGCUCGCCGAAGACGACACUGGCAAGCCCUGCUUCACUCUCGUCAUGCACCACGCCAUCUUUGACGGAUGGAGCUUCGGUCUCAUGUUGGAAACCCUGACCAGACUCUACUACGCCCAAGAUGACGCUUCCAGCUCACUACCGACUUUGAUGCCCUACGCCAAUUUUGUCAAGUACCUCACUGACCUUGACCAGGACGCGUCAGCGGGUUUCUGGUCGGCGCAGCUGAGCGGCGCACAGCGGGCCUCAUUCCCUACCGCCGAUACUGCAGCAGCGCCUGUUGCCCAAGACAGCAGCAAGCAGCUCAUCCGGACCGCGGACAGGACCAUUGCGUUUGCGCAGCAGGCAGACAACUCCGUUACCAGAGCCAAUGUAUUCCGCGCGGCCUGGGCAGUGGUUCUUGGUCGCUAUUGCGACACCGACGAUGUCUGCUUCGGAACCACCGUCUCAGGCAGGCAGGCGCCCGUGGCAGGAAUCGAGAGGAUGGCCGGCCCAGCCCUGGCAACAGUACCCGUCAGAAUGCGCCUUGACGGCCAACAGCUCAUCAGUGAUUUCUUGCUGCAAGUGCAGACUCAGGCGACAUCCAUGGUGGCGCAUGAGCAGUUCGGCGUGCAGAAUAUCGCCAAGCUGAAUGCCGAAAUUAGGGAGGCGUGCGAUUUCGCCAGCUUGAUGAUUAUCCAACCUGCUUCCGGGCCAGGGAAUGGCUCGGAAGGCAGCGACAGAGCUUUGCUGCUCCCGUCGGAUUCUUCUGACGGCCUCCAAGGAUUCUUCAACUAUCCACUGGUGCUCCAGGCUGUGGUACAGGACGACGACGUCAACAUUGUCAUUACCUACGACGCAGCGGUCAUCUCCGACACUCGAGUCGAGGCUGUAAGCCACCACCUCGAGAAUGUCCUGCAGCAGCUCACGGCCAACAAAGAAGAGACGCUGGGCAGUAUCAAGGUGUCUGGCGCAUGGGACCUCCAAAUGGCUGCGAAAUGGAACACUGCCAGUGUACCAGUUGCAGACACGUGUGUGCAAGAGAUCAUUGCCAGCCGGGUUCGUGAGACGCCUGACCAGCAAGCCAUAUACUCUUGGGACGGCAACCUCACAUACUCGGAGUUGGAUCGCCUCUCUGGAAUCCUAGCAGCGCACUUGGUCGAGCUCGGUGUGCAGCCAGAAACCAUGGUGCCACUGUGUCUCGAGAAGUCCACAUGGGCCAUAGUUGCCAUGCUAGCCGUGCUCAAGGCAGGUGGCGCUUUCAUCCCUGUUGACCCAGAACAUCCGACUGCUCGUCGCCGAACCUUGAUCGAGGACGCCAAUGCGCACAUUCUGCUGGUCUCUCCCAGCACGGCGCCCUCGAGUUCGGGUCUCGCUGACACCGUCCUUUCGGUAUCUGCAGCUCUCUUCGAGGUUCUCUCUGAGAAGAGGGAAGGUCUGACGUCUUCAUCCGCGUCCAGCAUCGCUGCUACACCAGCCAACGCGGCCUACGCCAUCUUUACCUCUGGUUCCACAGGCAAGCCAAAGACAAUUGUGGUUGAGCACUCGGCGUUGUGCACCAGCAUUAGCGCCCAGGCUAGUGCAUACGACAUCAACAAGAACAGUCGGGUGUUGCAGUUCUCGAACUACGUGUUCGAUGCCGCCAUCACAGAGAUUUUCACGACCUUGUCAUGUGGUGGAACCGUCUGUGUCCCGUCCGAAGCUGACCGACUCCAGGACAUCGCAACGUUCGCGAGGGAAGCCCAGGUCACAGCGGCUAUGCUUACCCCCUCCUUUGCCAGGACCAUCAAGCCAAAGGAUGUCCCCUCCCUGAAGACCCUGGUGAUGGGCGGUGAAGCUCCCACGCAACAGGAUCUGGACAACUGGCUGCACGGAGACUUCCGCCUCAUCAACGGCUACGGACCCACGGAGACUGUCAUCUACUGCACCUAUCACGCCUACACCUCUCAGGCUGAGGCGCCCAUUAACAUCGGCAAGGGCCUGACAGGCAACUGCUGGAUUGUCGAGCCCAAUGACCAUAACCAGCUAGCUCCCGUCGGAACCAUUGGUGAGCUGGUGGUCCACAGUCAUGCUUUGGCACGGGGUUAUGCCAAUGACGCCGUCAAUACGUCUCGCUCGUUCCUGAAAUCGCUCGAUUUCAUCCCCGCCGCGCUCGCGGACGACAGGAAGCGGGUGUACAAGACAGGAGAUCUGGUCAGAUACAAUGCUGACGGCACAAUCACAUAUGUGGGCAGAAAGGACACGCAAAUCAAGCUCCGUGGUCAACGUGUGGAGCUGGGUGCAAUCGAAAGUGCCAUCAAGGCCGCAGCUUCUGCAGGUCCUGCGUUGUUGGAGCAUGUCGCUGUCGACAUUGUCAAGCAUGGCCCUCGGGAGCGUCUCGUGGCGCUCGUCAACUUCUCUGCCACGGACGCCUCCACCGAGGCACAAGAUGUUGCUGAGGACCUACUCAUAGCACCAACGGCCGACCUUCGUGCCGCUUUUGCGACCAUCGUCAGCAUCAUCACGGACCAGCUUCCUUCUUACAUGGUGCCGACCUUCUUCAUCCCGCUCCGGCAAAUGCCGUUCCAGGCAGCUUCGAUGAAGCUCAACCGCCGUAGACUCCGCGAGAUUGCGCAGGGUCUGAACGAAGACGAGCUUCUCGGCUACUCACUUGCCGAAGGUGACAAGAUAGCACCCGUCACGCUAAACGAAGUAGCCCUCCGGGGCAUUUGGGCCGCCGUGUUGCGAGUCGAUGCAGCCCACAUUGGCCGCCAUGACAGCUUCUUGCAGGUUGGCGGCGACUCGAUCAGCGCGAUUCAGGUAGUGACGGCUGUGCGAGAACUAGCCGGCUGCUCACUGACCGUGCAUGAUAUUUUCGCUGAUCCGCGUCUCUCUGCUGUUGCUGACAAGAUGGCCAGUAGUCAAGAUCAGGUUGACUACCAUGUCGAGAAGUUUGCACUCCUGGCUCAAGACGAGCUGAGCAGCCUCCUCAGUGCUGUUGCAGACGACUGCCAGAUUGACGACGUAUCGCAGAUUGAGGAUGCUUUCCCGUGCACGUCUCUGCAGGAAGGCCUGAUGGCAUUGUCCCACAAACAGCCUGGCUCGUACAUUGCGCGCAAUGUGUAUCGCCUGCACAGCAAUGUCGAUAUCGAGCUGUUCCAAGCAGCCUGGGAGAUCACCCUUGAAGCUUGUGCCAAUCUGCGCACCCGGAUCACAUUGCACAACAACAUGACGAUCCAGUCAGUUGUCAAGCAGUCGCCUCUCUGGGAAGACACCCAGAGCCUCAGUCUGACCGCGGCCCUCGACGCAACCAAGACAAUUCAAAUGAGCUACGGAUCUCGCCUGUGCAGAUACGGGCUGGUCACCGAGGACGGCGCCACGUACUUUGUCCUUGUCAUGCACCAUGCCGUCUUUGAUGGCUGGAGCAUGGGCCUCAUGCUGCAGACACUCCUCACCUCGUAUGCUGGUGCUCCCGUGCCAGACCUCAUCUCGUCUGCCGACUUUGUCAACUACACCAUGCAGAUGAGUGCAGAGGAUGCAGCCACGUACUGGACAGACCAGCUCGCCGGCUCACAGCGAGCUUCCUUCCCUGCUCCAAGGACCCUGACCGCCACGCAUGGCGAGGGACAGCCCGAGGCUCCUACAACAACAACUCGGGUCUACAACACCAGCAUUCAGUUCGAAAAGGUCUCACGGGACUCCAUCACAAGCGCGACGGUUCUGAGAGCUGCUUGGGGUAUUGUCUUAGCUCGAUACUGUGACACUGACGACGUCUGCUUUGGUGUCACCGUGUCUGGUCGCCAUGCCGCCUUAUCUGGAGUCGACAGGGUGGCUGGUCCUACCGUGGCUACAGUGCCAGUCCGUCUCUAUCUGCGGCCCGAAGAGUCCGUCACGAACUUCCUUCGUGCAGUGCAGCUGCAAGCUUCCGAAGCAGUUGCCUAUGAGCAGUACGGACUGCGCAAUAUCGCCAAGCUCACUGAUGAUGCAAGGAAGGCUUGCGAUUUCAACAGUCUUUUGAUCGUUCAACCUGCUUCAUCGACGAUCUCUCAAAUCAACGACGGUCCAGGUUCCAGCCCCAUGUUGGAACAGCUGGCAUCUGACUCAUUGGAUGCCCUUGAAGGAUACUUCAACUACCCUUUGGUUCUGCAGGCUGUCACACACGAGGAUCGCGUCGAUCUGGGCUUCACUUACGAUGAAGCUUCUCUUUCGAACGACCAGCUGUUGGCGCUCAGCAAGCACCUCAGCCAUGUUGUUGACCAGUUAUUGGCACACAGAGACUCUCCUAUGCGCACACUGUCGGUUGCCAGUCAAUGGGACCUCCAGCGCGCACAAGAGUGGAACAUCGCCGACACUUCGGCUGUGGAGGCCUGUGUCCACGAUUUGAUUUCAAAGAAGGCGGCUCUCAUCCCUGGAAAUGAAGCAGUAUAUUCCUCGGAUGGGAGCUUCACCUAUGCCGAGCUGGAUGAGCUGUCGACCAUGCUGGCUCACCACCUUAUACAGCUUGAUGUCGUGGGUCCGGAAAUUUUCAUCCCGAUCUGCUUUGAGAAGUCAAGAUGGGCGAUCGUCACGAUGCUUGCCAUUCUCAAAGCCGGAAGCGCAUUCGUGCCAUUGGACCCCUCUCACCCUGCGGACCGGCGAAGGACUCUGGUGGAAGAGACACGAUCCAAGCUAAUCAUCACGUCCGCAGACAUGGCAGAGUCUUGCCAUGGCCUGACUGACCUGCUGUUUGAAGUGUCCGAAGCUACCAUGACUACUCUGGCCUCCUCUCGGAGUGCAUCGAGCAAGCACCGUGCUCUCCCAACAUCUGUACCUUCUCAAGCUGCCUACGCCAUCUUCACCUCAGGAUCCACAGGUCGACCCAAGACAAUUGUCAUGGAACACGUCGCUUUUGCCACGAGUAUUAUGAAAAACGGGGCCGACCACGACAUCACCUCGACGUCGCGCGUCUUGCAGUACUCCAGUUUCGUGUUUGAUAUCUCUCUAGGAGAGAUCUUCGAGGUCCUUGCCUUUGGCGGUGUCAUCUGCAUUCCCACAGAAACCCAACGCCUUGACGGUGUCGCGAGGUUCAUGGAGGAGUCUCGUACCAACACGGCCAUGCUUACUGCAAGCUUCCUCAAGACCCUCAAGCCUGCAGAUGUGCCUUCUCUCGAGCUCCUAUUGCUCGUUGGUGAAGCUCCGCAAAGGGAAACUAUCCAGACCUGGGUCGGCCACGUCAAGGUGGUCAACGCCUAUGGCCCCGCAGAGUCAUGCAUUUACUGCGCGGCUCACACUUACACCUCCCGGGAUGAGAACCCGACCAGUAUCGGUCGUGGCCUCACUGGCAACUUCUGGGUCGUGGACAAGGACAACUGCCACCAGCUCGCCCCAAUUGGCUGCGUGGGCGAGCUUGUCGUCCAGGGACAUGCCCUGGCGCGUGGAUAUGCCAACGACCCGGAGGUAACGGCACGCUCGUUCCUGACAGCACUUGACUUCUUGCCACCAACGGCCGACAACCAACGCUUCUACCGGACCGGCGAUCUGUGCCGGUAUAACGCUGAUGGCACACUCGAAUAUCUCGGCCGCCGCGAUACACAAGUCAAGCUUCAUGGCCAGCGAAUCGAGCUAGGCGCAAUUGAGUACACCAUGACUGCUUCGCAGCCACUGCUCUCGCAUGCUGCCGUCGAUGUUCUCAAGCGUGGCGCUCAGGAGUCUCUGGUCGCAUUCCUCACCUUGCACGACAUUCGCGAUGAUGCGAAAGCUUCAGAUGAGCCGAUUUCAAUGACCCAGCAACUGCGCAAGCUGUUCACCGAGCUGGCCAGCGAUCUGAAGCGGCAGCUGCCCGCUUACAUGGUACCUUCGUACUAUGUCCCACUCAGCCGGAUGCCGUUCCAAACCUCCAUGAAGCUUCACAGGUCCAAGCUUCGUGACCUGAUGAACAACAUGUCUGCGGAGGAGCUCCUCUCUUUCUCUCUGUCAAGUGCAAAAAAGACGGCCCCCGAGACCGAAAUGGAGCGCACCAUGCAGCAGAUCUGGUCCCAGGUUCUCAUGCUGCCCAUUGAGCACAUUGGCCGGGACGACUUCUUCCUCGAGAUCGGCGGAGACUCAAUUAGUGCGAUCCAGGUCGUGACUCUUGUGCGCGAACUUGGUUACUCUCUUACGGUGCACGAAAUCUUCAGCAACGGCCAGCUCUGGGCCGUCGCUGCCUGCACCCUCGCCAGCUCCGGAGCUCCCUCAAAGCGCAUUGAACGAUUUGGGCUACUCUCAUCAGCAAAGGACGAUCCAGAGACACUCUGCACUGCACUUUCGACAGCGUGCAGUGUGGAGAGAAAUGCCCUCGAGGAUGUCUACCCCUGUACCUCCCUGCAAGAAGGCCUCAUGGCCUUGACCGCCAAACAGCCAGGGUCGUACAUCGCCAAGCACAUCUACAAGCUUGCUGCGGGUGUCGACAUUGCUCGAUUCCAGACAGCCUGGGAGCAGACGGUACGACUCAACGAAAACCUGCGGACACGCAUCGUUACGUACGACGAUGCUUCUUACCAGAUCGUCCUCUGCGAGCCGUCAGCUUGGGAGGAUGUUCCUCGCGGCAGCCGCACACAAAAGCCAACGACGGCAGUGGCUCUUGACUAUGUCGCCGGCCUGGAUAUGCAGUAUGGCUCGCCCUUGUGCCGAUACGCCCUCGUGCCCAUCCCUGAGGAUGAUGGAGAUGCACACUACUACUUCAUCCUUGUGAUGCACCACGCCAUUUUUGACGGAUGGAGCAUGGGCCUGAUGCUAGAGACUCUUCAGGCGUCAUACAACAACACCGCCGUCCCGGCCUUGGAGCCGUAUUCCAGCUUCGUCAAUCACAUCCGUGAGAUUGACCAUGUGGCCGCAGCAGACUACUGGACAACACAGCUCAGUGGCGCGCGACGCGCUACAUUCCCGCAAGUGGUGCACAACGAAAGCGUCACUGCCACUAGCGGAGCAGAGACAAAGGUCAUGCAGAGGUCAAUCACAUUGCCGCAGGCAUCGUCUUCAUUCUCCAUAACCAAGGCGACCAUCAUGCGAGCUGCAUGGGCAAUAGUCCUUGGCUGUUACAGCAAGAUGGACGACAUUACCUUUGGCACCACCGUUGCUGGCCGGCACGCUCCGGUGGCUGGGAUUGAGAGAAUGGCUGGACCGACCGUGGCGACCGUUCCCAUCCGCCUGAGACUCGACUCACAACAAUCCGUCGCCGCUUUCCUUGGUGCGGUUCAAUCUCAAGCGUCAGAAAUGGUGGCCUACGAGCAGUAUGGUCUUCAGAACAUCUCCAGACUGAGCAAAGACGCCAGGGAUGCAUGCGACUUUGACAGUCUGAUGAUUGUGCAACCAGGCCAGGCUGCCUCAUCAACAGAAACAGGCAGCCUAUUGGUCUCUGACAACUCGACCGACGACGAAGCCCAUGGUGCUAUGGAUGGCUAUUUCAGCUACCCCUUGGUGCUGCAGGCUCUCACAUUCACAGACCAUGUUGACUUGGUGUUCACGUAUAACUCAGCUGUCGUGUGUGAACAGAGACUCGAGGCAUUGGCGCGCCAUCUCGAACACGUUGUCCAACAGCUACGCUCCUGCGAAGUUGCGGACGAUGCCACGCUUGCCAAUGUCACAGUCUCUGGAGCCUGGGAUCUGGAACAAGCUACUCGCUGGAACACGGCGGACUCGUCGCCUGUCCUGGCUUGCAUCCACGACCUUUUCGCUGAACAAGUCGCCCGUACGCCUGACCAUGAAGCUAUCUGCUCCUGGGAUGGAACUUUCACGUACGCCGAGCUCGAUCGCAUGGCAAAUCAACUAGCCGCACAUCUGGUGGACGAGUUUGCUCUCGGCCCUGAAACCAUGGUGCCUGUCUGCUUCGAAAAGUCUGCCUGGGCCAUCGUGGCCAUGAUGGGCAUACUGAAGGCGGGCGCAGCCUUCGUGCCCUUGGAUCCAUCACACCCCCUCGAGCGGCGGCGCAUGCUUGUCGCUGAGACUCAGGCAAAGAUUAUCCUUGCAUCCCCAUCCACGGCCUCCACUUGUGAAGAACUCUCGGCAACAGUUGUACUACUUUCUGCUGAGCACAUGUCUGGCCUCGCAACUACAGUUGACCUGCAGACUCUCGACAAUAUCUCGGAUGCCACACCAGCAAAUGUUGCCUACGUCAUCUUCACUUCUGGCUCUACAGGUCGGCCCAAAACUAUUGUCGUCGAACAUUCGGCUCUUUCGACGUCGAUGGUUGGACGAGAUCGCGCAUACCACUUUGGCAGACACUCGCGCGUGCUGCAAUUCUCCAGCUACGUCUUUGACGUCAGCUUGAGUGAGAUAUUCGAGACGCUUAUCUUUGGUGGUACCAUCUGUGUGCCGUCAGAAGCCCAGCGGCUGGAGGACAUCUCCUCUUUCGUCCGCAACAACGCCGUAAAUACGGCUCUUCUGACGUCCACCUUCCUGAGAACUCUCACCCCAGCCCUUGUCCCUAGCCUGGAGCUCGUCAUCCUUGUGGGAGAGCCUCCUGCAAAAGACAUUCUAGAGACUUGGCUUCCUGGUGGUCGGGUCACAUUGGCCAACGCAUAUGGACCUUCCGAGAUUUCCGUCUUCUGCACGUCACACGUGUACACUUCGGUCCACGAGCCUCCCACAACCGUUGGCAGACCUUUUGGCAGCGCAUGCUGGAUCGUGGACGAGUCAAACCACGAGGUCCUCGCGCCCAUCGGGUGCACUGGUGAGCUCGUGGUCCAGCGCCAGAUGGCUCGGGGAUACCUGAACGACGCAACUCACACGCAGGCUUCCUUCCUCAAGAGCGUCUCGUGGCUGCCAUUCUCCACAGAAGAAGAGGACACACGCAAGUUCUACCGGACGGGCGACAUCGUUCGCUACAACUUUGACGGCACCAUCGAGUACCUGGGCCGCAGGGACUCUCAGGUCAAGGUCCGCGGCUUCCGUAUCGAGCUCGGAGAAAUCGAAUACAACCUCAAGCUUCACAUGCCUGGUGUGGUGCAUGCGGCUGUCCAAGUCUUGCGCGACGAAAACUCGCAUGAGCAACUCUUGGCCAUGUUCAGCAUGGCGCAAGAUGACAACGACGAUGAGAACACAAGGCUACCCAGAGGAGGCCAACACGACAGUGACGAUCAGUGGCUGUUGCCUCUGGACGAUAAGCUCAAGUUGGCCUUGGCCGCAGCCGCACAGAGCCUCAAGGAGCGUCUGCCGGGCUACAUGGUGCCGAGCGUGUUCCUCCCUCUUCGUCAAAUGCCCCUGUUGACUUCUAUGAAACUCAACAGGGUUGAGCUAUGCCGACUCGCCACGCAGCUUACCAAGGACCAGCUCCUCACAUACUCGCUUGUGAAUGACGAAAAGGUCGCCCUUGAGACCGACACCGAGUUCCGCAUCCGGGACAUCUGGGCAACAGUCUUGCGUAUGAGUCCAGAGGAUAUUGGUCGCCACGACAAUUUCCUCCAGAUCGGCGGUGACUCUAUUCGGGCCAUUCAGGUCGUCGCCAUUGCGCGGGAUGCUGGCUUGUCUCUGCUAGUGCGCGACAUCUUCCAGGAUCCUCGUCUCAGUGCAGUGGCAGCCAAGGCGAUCACUAUUGCAGACGAUCGCGACAAUCACAUCCAGCCGUUCAGCCUUCUGUCCGCCAAUGAAGAAGCUGUGAACGAGUUCAAGUCUGCUGCAGUAUGGGCCUGUGGGCUUCAAAGCGAGCAGGUCAUCGAAGACGCCUACCCUUGUACAGCUCUGCAAGAGGGUCUCAUGGCUUUGUCGAUGAAGCAACCGGGAUCAUAUGUGGCCAAGUACGUCUACCGUCUUGCGCCUUCCGUGGACAUCAUCAAGUUCAAGAGCGCGGUGGAGCAGACCUUGGCAUCGUCUGCGACCCUUCGCGCGCGCAUUAUCCCCCACGGCGGUCGAUCAGUGCAAGUCAUUGUCAACGAGCCAGCUGUCUGGGAAGCCACAGAGGGGCUGGCACUCGCCGAAGUACUCGAGUCGAGUGGCAAGAUCACCAUGCAGUAUGGAUCGCCUCUCUGCCGCCAUGCACUGGUUCAAGAACCCUCGGGACAUUGCUACCUGGUCCUGAUAAUGCAUCACGCCGCGUUUGACGGCUGGAGUACAGGUCUCCUUCUGGCCUCAAUGCGCGAGAUCUACCUGUCCAACUCGGCCCCGGCGCUCGAACCCUAUGCCGGCUUUGUCAAGUACACCGCCGAGAUCGACUCAGCUGCCGCCUCUGAGUACUGGAUGCAGCAGCUGGACGGCGCCACGCGGGCGUCCUUCCCAGCAGCAAACCACAAUGCAAUUGCACAGACUGGCCAGGCGAGAUCUACGAGAAUACUCAACUCUACAAUUUCGCUGCCGGCACAGCGGGCUGACACCACCAUCACGGUCGCGACAGUCCUCCAGACGGCCUGGGGUAUGGUUCUGGCACGUUACUGCAACACUGACGACAUCUGCUUUGGCAUGACCGUCUCUGGCCGCCAGGCACCCAUUGCUGGCGUUGAAAGCAUGGUUGGCCCUGCUGUGGCAACCGUGCCUGUGCGCCUUCGCUUCGGCCAAGGCGACCAUGAAGACCAGCGGUCAGUUGCCGAGCUGCUUGCAAAUGUGCAGUCUCAGCUGUCCAACAUGGUUGAGUUUGAACAGUUCGGUAUCCAGAACAUCAGCAAGCUGAGUGCCACCGCACGUGAAGUCUGCGACUUUGCCAACCUGCUGAUCAUCCAGCCCGCAUCCCAAGAUUCCACGGCCAGCGAUGAUGCAGUCUUCUGGCCUCUGGACCAGACGGCGUCCGAGACCCUGGACGAGAAGAGCGGGGGCUACUUCAACUACCCCCUCGUCCUGCAAGCCGUGACACACAAUGAUCGCAUUGAGCUCGACUUUGCCUAUGACGACACGGUCCUAUCGCCCGAGGUGCUCGAGGCACUCACACACCACCUUGACAACGUCGUGCGCCAGCUGCUUGCUGCAUCUGCCGAACCAGUCAGCGCCGUGUCCGUGGCGGGCAAUUGGGAUUUCGAGCAGGCCAAGAAGUGGAACGCGUCGGCUGAUACCACCAAGGUCGAUGCCUGCAUCCACGACCUGGUAGCAGAGCGAGCCGCGCAGACACCCGAUCAUGAAGCUGUACACGCCUGGGACGGCACACUGAGCUAUGCCGAUCUGCACCGCCAAGCAGCGAUACUCGCGCGCAAGCUUGUUCACCUAGGUGUCGGGCCAGAGGUACUCGUCCCCAUCUGCUUCGACAAGUCGCGCUGGGCUAUUGUCGCCAUGCUUGCCGUGCUGCAGGCUGGCGGUGCCUUUGUGCCCCUCGAUCCAUCGCACCCGCUGGCCAGACGCCAGGCACUGGUCAGUGACACGAAGGCACACUGCAUCGUGGCGUCCUCUACGACAUCCGCAGUCUGCGAGGACCUUGUACCGCAGCUGGUUAUCCUGUCCGAGUCGUUCAUGACUGAGCUGGCGUCCCAGAGCAAUGACACCGCGGCAAACCAUGCAAAGCCAACACCCGGAAACGCCGCAUAUGCCAUUUUCACCUCUGGCUCUACAGGAAAGCCCAAGACAAUUGUCGUUGAGCACUCUGCUCUCAGCACCAGUGCGAUCCGCAAUGGCAUCGAGCACAAUAUGACUAGCUCCUCUCGCGUGCUCCAGUACUCGAGCUUCGUGUUCGACAUCAGUUUGGGUGAGAUUUUCGAGACGCUGGCGUUCGGAGGCACGAUAUGCAUACCCUCCGAAGCACAGAGACUGCAGGGCCUGGCUGCCUUUAUGGAAGCAUCGCAGACCAACGUUGCGAUGCUGACGGCCUCAUUCCUCACCACCCUCAAACCAGCAGAUGUGCCUUCACUCAAGACUCUGCUCCUGGUGGGAGAGGCUCCGACGCAGCAGGUUGUGCAGACCUGGGUCGGCCAUGUCGACCUCACCAACGCAUACGGGCCGGCAGAGGCAGUCAUCUACUGUGCAACCCACACCUACAAGCACCCCGAUGAGCUGGCCACCUUGAUCGGCAAGGGCGUCAUGUCGAACUUCUGGAUCGUCAAUGUGGACGACAGCCGACGCCGCCUCGCCCCCAUUGGCUGCAUUGGCGAAUUGCUGAUCCAGAGUCACGCCCUUGCUCGCGGCUAUGCCAACAACCCCAAACUAACGGCACAAAGUUUCCCGGACGCUAUCGAGUGGGCUCCGACGAGCUCCCUAGUGGCAGAUGAUGCCCUGAGGUUUUACGCGACAGGCGACUUGGUCCGGUACAUGCCCGACGGCAGCAUCGAGUAUCUUGGCCGGAAAGACACUCAGAUCAAGCUCCGUGGACAACGCAUCGAGCUGGGUGCUAUUGAACACAGCAUCAAGAGCUUCGAUGCUGAGGUACAAUAUGCGGCUGUCGACGUGGUCAAGCAAGGCUCCCGGGAGUGGCUUGUGGCAUUUGUCAAGUUCAUCACAGAUGAACAGGAGUCUGCCACCACAGCUGAUGACCUUACACUGCCAAUGAACAGUGGUUACACCAGGCGCUUCCAAGACGUGUUGGAGCAAAUCAGCCAGCAACUCCCGUCCUACAUGCUGCCGACACUAUUCAUCCCGCUUUCGCGAAUGCCCUUCCAGGCGUCAAUGAAGUUGGAUAGGUCUCGUCUCCGCAAACUCGGACACGACCUCCCUCAAGAGAAGCUACUCAGCUAUGCUCUGGCCACCAACGAGGAGGUCGUUGCUCCGGCCACAGCCAUGGAGGCCAAGAUGCAGACUGUGUGGUCCAAGGUGCUCAUGCUGGCACCCGAGCAGAUUGGUCGUCACAGCAGUUUCCUCCAGCUUGGCGGUGACUCCAUUACCGCCAUCCACGUGGUGACCACAGCACACGAGAUGGGCCUGGCUUUAAGCGUCCAGGACAUCUUUGCCAAUCCUCGACUCUCUGCUGUUGCAGCGAGGACCACGAUCGGCAGCGGGCAGUCGUAUAAGACUGAUCCCUUCAGCCUGUUGCCCGCGGACGAGGUCCAUGAGAUCCGCACUGGCAUAGCUCGCGACUGCAGCCUGGCUGACGUUGACAAUAUCGAGGAUGCAUACCCAUGCACAGCCCUGCAGGAAGGCCUCAUGGCACUCUCGGUCAAGCAGCCCGGCUCGUAUGUCGCUAAACAGGUCUACCAGCUCCCUGCCUCUGUCAACCUAGAUCGGUUCCGUGAUGCUUGGGCAAGUACUUUGCAGGCAUGCGAGAGCUUGCGAACGCGGAUCAUUGUCCGCAACGGCAUCUCCAUACAGGCAGUCAUCCGCAGUGACCCGGUAUGGGAAACGGUCCACCAAGAAGGACUCGCAGUCACUUUGCAAGCCAUCACGGCCAAGGGUGUGCAGUACGGUACUCCUCUGUGCCGCUAUGCACUCGUGUCAGAUAAGGACGACGGGAACAACUACUUUGUCCUGGUCCUGCACCACGCAAUCUUCGAUGGCUGGAGCAAUGGCCUGAUCCUCCAGGCGCUGCAAAGCUACUACGACGGCCUCGAUGCCGCGACACCAAUCGUGAUGGAACCCUUCUCGAGCUUCGUCAACUACACCACUCAGCUCGACUUGGCUGCCGCGGCAGACUACUGGACUGCGCAGCUCGAAGGCGCGCAGCGGGCGUCAUUCCCAGAAGAACGCAGCCACGCCACCUCGCCCGCUAAGACGUCCAGCAACCGGUCUCUGAGCAAGUCAAUCACGUACACGAAGCCGGCUGAUUCGUCAAUCACGGAUGCGACAAUACUGAAAGCUGCAUGGGCUAUUGUGUUGGCCAGGUACUCCGAGACCGAAGACAUCUUGUUCGGCACCUCUGUCGCGGGAAGACACGCGGCAGUGCCUGGCAUCGAGAGAAUAGCUGGCCCGUCCAUUGCUACUGUCCCAGUGCGCGUCCGCAUCGAUCGCAAGCAGACCACGACGGACUUCCUGCAUACCAUGCAGACACAGGCAUCCGAGAUGGUGCCCUUCGAGCAGUUUGGCCUCCAGAGGAUAGCCAAACUGUCCACAAGCGCCAAGGCUGCCUGCCACUUUGGCAGUCUUGUCAUCAUCCAGCCAGGACAGAGUCCGGCUACGACGGACUCGGCAGGCCAGGCAUCAGACAACUUGCUGUCACCAGUCUCUCCCGACAGCCUUGGCUCAGCCGAGCCGAUGGAAGGUUAUUUCAACUACCCGCUCGUGCUCCAGGCUGUCACCUACAAGAACCGCGUCGACAUUGUCUUCAACUACGACACGAACUACAUCUCAUCGGAGAAGCUCGAUGCCCUGACCGCCCACCUCGACAAUGUCACCCAGCAGCUGACACACAUUCAAAAUGGCUCGUCAGCUCUGGGAGCAGUCUCUGUUGCUGGAGACUGGGAUCUCGCCCUCGCCACGAGAUGGAACGCUACGACAGACACAACUCGAUUCGACACGUGCGUGCACACUCUGAUCUCCGAACGCGCUGCUCGGGCCCCUGAGAGCCAAGCAGUCUUUGCAUGGGAUGGUGCCUUUACCUAUGCAGAGCUGGACAAGCUCUCCUCUCAAGUUGCCACGCAUCUCGUCCACCUAGGUGUGAGGCCCGAAUCACUGGUCCCUAUAUGCUUUGAGAAGUCGAAAUGGGCCAUUGUCGCCAUGCUGGCCAUCCAGAAGGCAGGCGGCGCGUUCACCCCAAUCGACCCGACGCAUCCGGCUUCUCGCCGCAGAGAUCUAGUCACCGAAGCUAAGGCGACUGUCAUGCUUACUUCGGCGUCAAUGGCACACUCGUGCAGAGGUCUGACUACGCACUUGGUAGAGCUCUCGGACCAGUCAACUACGCUGCAAAGGACAGCUGUUCCCGAGCCCUUGGCUGAUCCAUCCCACACUGUGUCAGUCACAGGGUCCAAUAUUGCCUAUGCCAUCUUUACCUCUGGAUCUACGGGCAAGCCCAAAACCAUCCUCGUCGACCACGCCGCCUUGUGCACAAGUGUGCGGGCCCAGUCUCACGUUUUCAAAGUUGGGGAGGACUCGCGAGUUCUGCAGUUCUCCAACUUUGCCUUUGACGUAUCACUCGCAGAGAUCUUCACUACCCUGACCCACGGUGGUGCAGUGUGCAUACCGUCUGACGCGGAUCGCCUGCAGAACAUUGCAGGAUUCAUUAACCAUGCCAGAGUGACAACUGCCUUCCUGACCCCUUCGUUCGCAAGGACUUUCGGGCCACAGGAUGUGCCCCAUCUCCAGACUCUGGUUCUUGGUGGCGAGGCGCCCACGAAGCAGAACCUCGAGUCAUGGUUCGGCCGUAUUCCCAACCUCAUCAACGGCUAUGGACCUACCGAGACGGUCAUCUUCUCUUGCGCUUACACCUACCAGUCUCGCGACGAGGCUCCAGGUACAAUCGGCAGAGGUGUGAGCGGCAAGUGUUGGAUCGUGGACCAGCACGACGACAACGUUCGCCUGAGCCCUGUCGGCUGCGUUGGCGAGCUGGUCAUCCAGGGUCACUCCCUUGCGCGCGGAUACGCAGGUCAGCCUGAGGAGACGGCGCGCGUCUUCCUCGAGAGCGCGCCCUGGCUGUCGUUCCCCAAUGACAAAAGCGACGGUCAGCGUUUCUACAGGACGGGUGAUCUGGUCAGAUACAAGACCGACGGAACCCUGGAGUACCUUGGCCGCAAGGACACGCAGAUCAAGCUGCGUGGACAGCGCAUCGAGUUGGGUGCCAUCGAGCACGUCAUCAAGCACAGCAACCCCGGCGCGCUGACAGUGCAGCACGUGGCUGUUGAUCUCGUCAAAGAAGAAGCAGGACGCGAGUGGCUUGUCGCUCUCGUCAACUUCGCAGACAUCUCUGCAGCAGAAGAAGAAGUCACACAGGAUGACGAUAGUGUCUUGUUGGCCAGCACAAAGACAAUCCGCAAGACCCUGGCCGCCAUUGCGGACCACCUGAGGACCUGCCUACCCGCCUACAUGGUGCCCAGCUACUUCAUGCCUCUCAGAACCAUGCCCUUCCAGACGGCGUCCAUGAAGCUGAAUCGUGGCGAGCUCCGGCGGAUCGCCAACGCGCUGACGCAGGAGCAGCUCGUCUCCUACGCUACGAACAUAGACGACGGCAGCAACGGCACCGAGACCACGACCACAACUGCAGCCUGGACCGAGACGGAGCUCAAGCUGCGCGACAUCUGGGCCAAGGUUGUGCGGAUGGACCAGGCUCGUAUUGGACGCCACGACAACUUCUUGCUCAUGGGCGGCGACUCGAUCAGCGCCAUCCAAGUCGUCCAAGAGGCUCGCGAGGUUGGCGUCGAGCUAACGGUGCACGACAUCUUCACGGACCCAAGACUCUCGGCGGUAGCCGCCAGGGCCACCACGAAUCACUCGGGACAAGAACAAGGAUCCAGGAGUGCCACAUACGAGACGACUCCAUUCAGUCUGGUGCCAGCGGACCAGGUGGACGAGCUACGUGCCGCCAUGGCCCGCGAGUGCAGACUUCAAGGCGACAGCGAUGACAACAUGACCGACACUAUCGAGGACAUCUACCCUUGCACACCACUGCAAGAGGGUCUCAUGGCGCUCGCCGUCAAGCAGCCCGGCUCUUACAUUGCGCGGUACACCUACCGGGUCUCUGGCUCGGCCGACCUCGACCGCCUCCGGGCAGCUUGGGAACGUACGGUCGAGGCCUGCGAGUCCCUGCGCACUCGCGUUGUCCUGCACGAGGGCAAGUCGUACCAGGGCGUGCUCAGGGGCCCAGCGGAGUGGGACACAUUAGCUCCAGGCGCCACCACACUGGAUCCUGGCAUGACCAUGGGCUACGGCUCGCGGCUGUGCCGGUACGCACUGAUCGAGGAUGGAGAAGCACGCCUUUUCACAUUGGCCAUCCACCACGCCGUGUUUGACGGCUGGAGUAUGAGUCUUGUGCUCGAGAAGCUGCGAGGAUUCUACGAGGGCGAAGGGGUCGUGGUGGCGCCACUGCAGCCAUACUCGCGCUUUGUCAACUACACCACGCAGCUGAGCGAAGACGCCGCCGCCGAAUACUGGAGCCAGCAGCUCGAGGGUGCCCGACCAGCAUCGUUCCCCCGUGUGCCUCCUGCCUCUUCGACAUCCACUACCGGCAGCACACGCAUCCACGAGGCGAUGCUCGACCUGUCUCCCGAGAACCACAAGACUGGGGGCAUCACCAAGGCGACACUCCUCCGCGCCGCAUGGGCAGUCGUGCUCGGCCGCUACUGCGACACCAAGGACGUGUGCUUCGGCACGAGUGUGUCCGGCCGCCAGUGCCCCGUGCCCGGCAUCGAGCGCAUGGCCGGCCCGGCGGUGGCUACUGUGCCUGUGCGCAUCCGCCUGGACGGCAGCAAGUCUGUCGGCAAGCUGCUGCGCGAUGUGCAGGCGCAGGCGAGCGAGAUGACGGCGUUUGAGCAGUACGGCCUGCGCAACAUCUCGCGACUCAGCGAGGCCGCCCGUGAGGCCUGUGCGUUCAGCAGUCUCAUGGUUGUUCAGCCGGCGCAGCACCUGGGCGAUCCUGGCGACGAUGGCGACAUCACCAGCAACAACAGCGACGAGGCAUCCGUCCUGAUCCCCGUUAGGCACAACGCACAAGGCCUCGCCACCGAGAUGGAGGGCUACUUCAACUACCCUCUCGUCCUGCAGUGCGUCGUCUAUGCGACCAAGGUCAAGCUCGUCACCACCUACGACGCCCGCGCGCUCAACGAGCGCCAGCUCCAGGGCGUGGUCAGCAGGUUCGCCCAUACCCUGACACAGCUCACUGCCGCGGCCGAGAAGCAGUCAUCGUCUUCGUCGGCGCAGCGCCAGAAGCGCGACAAGAAACGCCGCACGCAAGAGGCCGGUAUCUCAAUUCUGGUCUCUAUCUGCACUGCUGGUGGAUAUGGGUUAGUGCAUGCAGCCCUACGUUGGUCGGUAAGGCAGCAGUCGCAGUUUCUGGCGGCCUCUAACUUUGGCAUGGCACAGUUAGUGCAAAAAGUCAAGCAAUGCAGCACGCUGGGUUUAAGAGCGUCACAGGACACAAACUGCCCCCGCCUUGCCAAGACAGGCGCAGCCUCAGGCAACAAGAUGACCAUGGGGAUCCCUGGUCGGCAAUCUCAUGCGAUUGUGUCCCAGACAUGGCAAACACGCAAGCCUCCGAUCGGCACUGCCGCGAUCCCCGUCCGUCUGCCCCUCAUGUUUGCUUGGACUGCCAACACCUCUGAUGUCACCGGCAUUGCCCGCCAGGCUUCGACCGGCGCCACCGAGAUCGAAGACAGCAUCCUCUCCCGCAACAACAUCAACACAACGAGUCUGCCUACGGAGCUGCAGACUUUGCAGGGCCUCACGGCCAAGCUGCGCCAGCUCGCCACUGCUGCGACUGAGCUCCGCGAUGUACUCAACCGCAAUGCUUCAUCACAGAACGCGCAUGACGCCCUUGCAACCGGCCUCCCGGGCUGCGAUGCCGCCGUCGCCACACUCGUCAAGCAGCUCAUGCGCCUGGAUCGCGGCACGUCGCCACAACAGCUCAGCCUCGCGGCGCUACUCACAUACGACCACUUUGCGGCGGUGGCGGCGAGCUUCUUUGGCCUUAUGGCGUCGAUGCUGACAAGAUCACAACAACAAGCGAAUACGACCCGUGUUGCCGCAGAUGUCGACACCCUUUUGGCCCGAGUGUCCAGCGCGUGCUCCGACGUGUCCAGCUCUGGCGGCAUCCUUCUCGAUGGCGGCCUUGUCAAUGCCACCCAGCCUCUGACAUUUCGAGCGACGGCUCCACCCAUGUCCCUGCUUGACACGGACAACGAUGCGAUCGAGACCACACCCCCACUGUACGAGCUGCAGGCGCCCUCAGACGCACGGGGCCAGCCGCCGCCAUUCGAGGCCGCGCCGGACUCUACAGGCUCGAAAUUCGAGGAAUGGGACAGUAAGCGAGGCAAGGCAGAGGGCGAGGUUCCAGCCUACGCUCCACCGUCGCCGGCGUAUCACAGUGGUGAAGAGAAGGGAAGCGAGAAGAAAAAGGGCGUGUUGACCAAACCGCCGUCUCCGCCACACGGCAACAAGAAGCUGUUUGGCAGCAUCACCGGCCCGUUGCGCUCCGUGGCCAAUGCGCUACGCCCCAAGCCCGAGCCUCUUGUGGUCGCACUCUGCGAGGCUGCGAUUCGGGGCGAGGUGGCGCAGAUGCGCAGCCUCGUGGCACAGGGUGGUGUCAACGUCAAUGGGCGGAACGAGCAGGGCUACACGGCGCUCAUAUGCGCUGUGCUUGCGGACCAGGCAGAAGCUGUGCGAUUUCUGCUGAGCAGCGAGGCCCGGGCGGACCCGAGCGUCUGCGACAAUGCCGGCUCAAGUUUCAGCAGCGGCAACCGCAAUAAGCCUGCGCUUUACCACGCCGUCGAGACAUUAAACAUGCCCAUCGCAGAACUCUUGCUGGCAGACAAGGCCGCCGGUGGGGCGAGUCUCGCGGGUCAGGUGGACUCAUAUGGCCAGCCGUACUUUGCACGUUGCGUGCUGGGUGACACUCCCACAACACCGUGGCUUGAGCUCCUGCUCCGAAACGGCGCCGCGGCGGAGUCAAAGGAUCUCACGGGGAGGCCGCUCGUCCUGGCAGCGCUAGACAAGCGUAAGAGCAAGCACGACGUCGAAGACGUGGUCAACCUGCUCUUGCAGCACGGGGCUUCACCAAGCUCCAAGGAUGACGACGGCACGGCGCUUCUGCACCGGUGUGUAGACCAAGGUCGCGGCAAGUUGGCGCUCAAGCUGGUGGCCAUGGGCGCCAAUGCCAACGGCAAGGACGUAUCGGGGUCACCGGUGCUUCUUGCGGCCCUGAAGCGUGGCGAUCGGGCGCUCGUCACGGCGCUGUUGGAGCAUGGAGCGGACCCGAAUGCCAAAGACCUUUAUGGCUCGCCCAUGCUCGCAACUCUGACCAAGAUGCCCUUGCCGCAAGCAGAGCGGGAAGCCAUGUCGAAGUUACUACUCGAGCACGGUGCACACAAACUGAAGUGAUGGGAAGAGGUGGACAUGUAUGUAUGUGAGGGGAAAGCGUGUUCGAGUCAUAGAGUUCCUCUAGGCAGGACACAGUAGCG